Molecule: messenger RNA, 55355 nt
Organism: Xyrichtys novacula (pearly razorfish)
Lineage: Eukaryota; Metazoa; Chordata; Actinopteri; Labriformes; Labridae
Source: the annotation of a GenBank genome assembly
AUGGAGGUGAGAAGUCUUGAGAGGACAUGGCUAAAUGUUCACACCAUCAUCAGUAUCCAAAAUUUGUAGAAACCCAAUUCACAAGUAUUAAUUUUUAUCAUUAAAGCAGAUUACACAAGCAUGCCGGGAGUCGUGAAAAGUGGAGCUUAAUUCUGAUUGGUCGAAAUCCCUUGACAACAGCAAUCAGUUCUGGGAUGACCUGAUCACACGUCAUAUCAAAUCAAUCCUUAGACAUGAGCUUUGGCACAGUGACUGCUGCUUGUUUGUACUGAGGUAAAGAUAUCAGUUUCCAUCAACAUUCGCUAACAUUGUGGCAAAAUACUUUUUUUUUCCUUCUGUUUUUGACCCGGUUUUCAACUGGAACAACAUGGAUGAUAUAUGUUCAAUAUUACCUCUGAUUUCUUUGGGGAACAAGAAACUUAGGCUGACUGGUGAGCACCAAGAAAAAAAUAAGGACUGAAGGAUUGGUUGAUGAAAUGAAACUGUCCACAGACUAAAAAAAUGGUUUGGUAGAGGACUUUAUUAGGAUGCUACAGUCAUUUUAUUUAUCUGUUAAAAAAGCUCAGGAUUGUUGCAAGUCACAGAGGUACAAGAGCUGUAACAAUCAAACAUUUCUCAUCUUUUCAUAUGGUACCGCCCCCUCCAUUUAAAUCCACUGGAUCUCUCAUUGAAAACCUUAAGAAAAUUAGAAAGGAUGCCAGCUAGCACCUUCCUCCCAUGUCAGCUACAGAUCUUCAGAGGGGAUGCCUUCUGAAAUGGCAAGCAGACUAGUCUGCUAUCACCCAGCUUCACUUCAGGGUCUUAACUCACCCCUUGUGAGAAUUCCUACUUAUAUAACAAUCUGUUCUCUAUGCAUUUUCCCUUAUAUAACAAGCUCUAGUCACUGAUUUUACUCACUUUGGGAUCAUUAUACAUCCAGAGUGCACAUCUUUAUCACAGAAAAUAGGCUUGUGAGUAUUUAAAACCGUAAAUUCACACACAGCUUAAAAUAUCAACAGUUUUAUGUACUUUGCUUUGGGCAGAGGCAGAAUACUUCACUUUUGCUUUCAUUAAACAUUCAUUGACUUGGGUUGAAAACAGUAAAAUUUAUUGAAUGCGAGUCCCGCUCAUCAUUAGCAGCUGUUUUCUCCCCUCUCUUGUACCAGGAGCUGCUGUUUUUGUCUGUCCACUUGUCUGUGUAAAAUACUAGUUUGUAGCAGAGACAAACUUGUGAACAUGGUCGACUGUAAAGGUCAGCAGUGAAGUGGAUGAAGAGAUAGUUUUGACUUUUUGCAGUGAGAUCAUAUGAGGUACUCAUUAAUAGUGACUGCACUAUGUUUAGUGAUUAAGAGUCAGCACAGCUCCUGUUUAGAGAAGCCAGCAAAUCUACGUGGAAGUUAAGCUAUGAGCUAUUACAGAUGAAGCAAGAGGUACUGAGCUCCAGCCACAAAGGAGUCCUACAUAUUCAAAACAAAUUUAGUUUGAGAGUAUGCAGUAUUUAGAAUAUUUUCACUGCUUUUCCUUUGACACUUUGACAUUAGCUGUUUUAAUCCAUACAAUAGCAGCAGGAUGCCUGUGGCAGUGAGCUUGAUGAACCUACAGGAUAGGGGAGCUCAGAAACUCCCAGGAAAGACUGUGGCUCGUGACUGUAAUGGGACAUGAUGAUGGUGUAAAGUUAUUGACACACAGACAGACACAGGAUAAAAAGAAUUACAUGUUUUAGAUACAAAGAUUAAAAAGAGAUUGCAUGUGAUAAAUACAUAAACAAAUGAAACAACUCAUCAUACAACCACAUAAGUUUAUUGAACUCUUAGUAGACGUCCUUAACUCUUUGUCAUGAUCAUGUUACCACUGUAUGGAAGCCUGUUUCUGCCAGUUAAAAAAAGAAAUAAUAAUAAAAAAUUCUUUUUUCAUAAGUAUGAGAUACUAAGUCAUAAUUAUGACUUAGUAUCUCAUAAUUAUAGCGAUAGUAUAUCAUAAUUAUGACUUAGUAUCUCAUAAUUCUGAUUAAACAAUUUAUUUAUUUAUCUAUUUUACUGGCAGAAACGGGCUUCCAUACCACUGGGUGAUGCGGUUAAAUUUAAAAAAAAAAAAAAAAGGAAUCAACAGCAAGUCAAAUCAAGUCAUGUCAUGAUAUGUACUUAAAAUUAUUUAAACACAAGACAAUGUAGAGUUUUAUUAAUUUCAUUCAAAACCCUUUUCUUCCAUGAUCCUCUGAGUAUAAAUCGUAUUCCUUGUGACAACACAAAGGUGUUAAAAUUUAUUUUAAAUACCAGACAUUUGUAAGGGGCACAGCCACGGCAUGAUUUCAUCUUUAGCCCCUCUUCUUUCUGGGAAAAAUGUUUGAUGUCUGGCCCUGCCUUAAGGAAAACCAUAUGGCAGCCUGAAUAAUGAAAGGCACUUAGUACAGUGGAGAAGAGAUUGUUCGCCUACCUGUUCAUUGUAGGUGUGCAUAGAACUACCUGCAGAAUUGAUAAUGCUGCACAUGUGUGUGGGAGGUUUGGAAACAUCAGUCACGCAUGGGAGUCUGGUGAUUUUUUGUUCUCAUGUCUCAUUAUGUUGGUUCCCACUCAGGUGCAGAGCAAAUGAAAGGCUUUGGGGUCAGUACAAAUGGUGUACAGGGGUGAAUGAUGGAAUAUGACGCCACCAUGUGGAGAUUUCUGCAAAACUACACUAAAGCAUCAACAAAUAAAUAUGAUAGUAAUAAUCAAAUAAAUCCAUCUGGUCAUAUAUUUGUCUUUAUUGAAAUUUCUUUUAGGAGCUUUUAUGCCUUUACUGAGAAGAUAAAAUAGCAAAUAAAGGAGGAAAGUGGGAAAGAGAGAGAGUGGGAAAUGGCAUGCAAGAAAGAGCUGCAAGCUUGACUCGAACCCUGGCCACUGCCCCCAAGGAUCACAGCCUCUGUUCACAACCAAUCAGACCAAGCUCCUGCCCCAUAUAUUCAGUGAUUUAUUUGUAUGCCUCAUUAGUGUGAUGGAAAAUGAAUAAGUACACAUCUUCAUCUUAUAUAACUUUACAAAUCUUCCCCAUAUGGCAGUGAAGUCAUUCUGCCGCUCUGGGUUUACAUAUCCCAUAAGCAUCUGAAGGGGGGCCUCUGGCGCAUGACUGGCAUUGAUUUUUCUUGCAUAUUUGCAUUUGAACAGAAUACUUAUGCAUAAAAGCCAAAGAGGGCGUCCAGAACAGAAGGUUCCUAUGACUCACCAGUGCAAUACAUCACCCACUUAGCCUUCAUCCAUUGAACACAGCGCUCUCACUGCAGGGAACAAUAAGCUAUAGCAUGUUUUCUGUAAUGCAGUGGAUAACAGAUAAGCUUAUAUACCUCUGGGUAAAUUGGAUUAAAAGUAAAUAUGUCUUGAGCUUGUUGGACAUGCAAUUUAAAAUAAGCUGGGUAAAAUUGAAUAAAACUAACAGUUGCCAAUAAAUAUCACUAUUGAUCAAUCCCUCUGUGAUGAAAGCCACUAAAAAGUUUGAUUUCAAACUGCAUUUUCCUGCUCUUCAAGCCUAUAAAAACCCUUCUGUUUAAGACUACCGGUAUGUUACUCUAUAAGCUUUAUACAAAACCAAGUACAUAUCUUUCCAAUUAAUUGUGCCUAAUGUAAAUGGCAUUUGGACAUUAAGUAAUUGACAGGUGCUUUAAUAGCUUUUGAGAGAAGGUUGAUGUAGAUAGGAUGCUAAAAGCUUUGGAGCUGCAGCUCAGUUGGUGUCUCCCUCACUUCAUUUUUAUAUUUUACAAGCAUGAUCAGGGCAUACAGAUGAGAAACAUCCGAGUGACUGAGUCUGACUCAUUUGUGCCUGUGUUAAUUGCAUUUACACUGCUCAUUUACAUAAUUAGAUUAAAUAAAACAGAACAUGACAACAUAGGCAAAAUGCACAUGAAAAAGAUUAACUUUUUGAAACACAACAUCACAGAAAUGUCAUCUGCCUUGCUUCUGAAAAGAAAGAAAUCAUAUGAGAAUAACUUUACACUUAGAUAAGACUGAUUUAAAUCCUGUCUACACAUGUACAGGUAGCCUAUCACAGGUUUGAAUGCUCUUGGCUGAUGCUUAACAGGCUAAGGACUGGAUGUGCAUUAGAGCAUCUUAGCUUCAUUACAGUUCACUAUGCUCUGCUUUACUGUGGGGAUCGGUGACUGGGGGCCGAAAAUCAGUGAAGCAAGUGGCUUCAAGAGGCGCUGUGUGUCACAGGCGGAGCGGUCCUCACACACCACGCACGACGUUAGGAGUUCCCUCUCCUCCACCGCGAAAACGCCCCUCUCCUCUCCUCUCUCGUAGCUGAUCUCCGGCCGUGAGCCCUCUUUGCCGCCUCGUGCCUGUCUGCCGUCCCCGCCUGUAGGCUGCAUCUCCCGCGGCAGAGCUAACGGCGCUCCGGGGCGGUGGCGGCGUCCGUCCUCCAGUUUCCUGCGAUCUCAAUGGUCAGAAUCCGGACCAAAGCCUGACACUCAGACCUGACAGGACAGGUAUGUGUUUUAUUCAUUCGUGUGAUGACAGCGGAACAGGUGCAUGCUGCAUUUGCCGGUUGUGAUGAAAUGACAUUGUGGGCGAGGGACGGGAAGCGUCUUCGUACCGGGAUGAGCUUUGCUUUAAAGCGAGCUCUGCAUGCUCUUUGUGCUUCAAGUGUCAUGGAGGGAUGGAAAGGGUGUUGCCACACAGCCUUAAUCCGAGCAAUAUGGUCGUCAGGCUGGUUUAAUAAGCUUCACAGAAUCAGGACAUCCUUGUUUCAUGCAUAUCAAGGCCCUGUGGGCAGAGAGUCAGCAGGUGCACCUUUCUUAUCGUCUUACUGAAUCGCAUAGAACCAGAUCUGAACACAACCAGCCCUCAUACAAUUGUUCAGACCUAUUCUUAGACAUGUCAGUGUGUGUAAGAGAUGGAGAUUUUUCGGUGUGGAGCUAUAGGCUAACAGCUGAUGCUCAAGAUAAUGAGCUAAUUGACACGGAGUGUAUUGUCGCGGGUGUGGCAGAGGGGGCAGGCGUGGGCGCCUCGGCCAUAGUUCGUCUCUUGAAACGUGAAAUGCAAUGUCAGAAAAGUGGGCUAUUAGGCUUUUGAUACCCUUUUAAACAUUUUUUGAGCUAUUAGGCUCUUGAUACCCUUUUACUGUAUUUGUUCUCAUAGAUUGCUUUAAGAAAUUAGGGGGAAUUUAAAUAUUACCUUCCUAAUAUCUAGAUUUUUAACAAAAAGGGAGGCAGGUGUGGAAAAGGUGUAGGCUUAUAGAGAAUAACGGUUCAUUUAUGCAUGAUUUGGGUUACUGAGUUCCAUCAAUAUGCAAUAUUACUCUCUGUGCCAUACAUUGAAAGUUGUAAACAAAAAGAGUUUUACUAUUUGGUGACAGUAGAAUCAUUCAAUAUGUUAUUUGUUUAAAUGAACUACCUUGAAAACUUAACACAAGAAGCAGACCUAGAUUGUUGCACAGUCUGUAUAAAACAUGGGUGUAGCCUCUGUGUUGUGACCUAUUGAUUUCUGAGGAAGUGUUAUUAAGCCAAACCUUAGUGGUCACCAUACUGGAAGUGGUGACCGCAGUGUAUGCCUGCCUGUCAAUCAAGUCACUGAUCAUGCAUAACUCAGCCUUAAUAUUGUAAGCUUGAACAGUGAAGUCAAAUAUAUUUCAGUUAACUAUUAUAGUUUACUGUCUUCAAUUUAAGCUAAAAAAUUGUAUUUAGAAUUCAUACAGAGAACUAUUCACAAAGUGUUGACAGGUUCAUAUUUACAUAUUUACUGGUUGAAAUGCUUUAUUCGACAGCUGUUUGUGAGGAUGAGCAGAUUAUGCAGAAUGUGUUUCUGAGGUUCAUUUACAUUUACGUUGUGUUCCUAGCCUCUGCUUGGUAAGUGCUGUGACAUGUGAUCAGGGUUGUCCAGGAUGUAACGUUUUUGGGUUAUGUUGUGGUUAUGACAAGAUGGCGAAACAGUAAAAGUGCUGUUAAGAAAGUUAUCCGUCUCCAUCCUGCUGUUUCAAUCAAUCAAUCAAUCAAUCAAUCAAUCAAUCAAUCAAUAUUUAUACAGCACCAAUUCACAACAGUCGUCAUCCCGAGACGCUUUUCAAAGAAAAAGAGCAGGUCUAGACCACACUCAUUGUUUGAUGAAUCAUCAAGACCCAACCUAAGAUGGGCCCAUCUCAUUUAACAUGAGUAACAGUGGCAAGGAAACAUUUCCUUUUAACAGGCAGAGACCUUAGGUAGGACCAGACUCAUGCCAGACAGCCACCAGGCCGCUGCUGGGUUGGGGAGGAAUACAGAGAGAGAUAGGGAGAGAGAGAGAGAGAGAGAGAGAGAGAGAGAAGUGGAGAGAGGGCAGGGGGAGAGAAAGAGAACAAUCUCAUCAUUCUCAUCAUUAGAAUUAUCAAACCACUGUACAUCAAACCUUCACAUUACAAUAUGGUCAAACAGAUGAGAAAUGAAAAAAACAACAACACCCUGUACAGUGUGUUUGAGUCAAAAUAUGAGCCAAUCAUAGGAAAACUAUUGUUUGUACCUGGAUUUAUACUUGUUUCUCUUAGAUAGAUAAAUAGGCAUUUUGACAUAGGUGUUAAAGGAGAUAACUGGGCUUUUGGUUCCAGCCUCAAGUGUUCAAUAGUGGUACUGCACUGCUUUGCUCAUCUGCAUUACCAUUAUCUUUUAAUACCCAAUAAUGAUCUAUGGAUCAUCAGUGGAAGAGGAAAAACUUGAGUCACAGGCAGAAACCUGGAAGACAGCCAUUUGCCAAAACUGUACGUCACAUUCUUAAAAGGAGUAGACAGAUGCUGUAACACAGAGACAGAUAUAAAUAACAAAGCUAUGACAAAGUUUACUAAUAAAUAAAAAGUGCAGUUUUAGAGAAUGCUCCAUAAUUGCACCACUCAGCGGCUUUUGUUCCAACAUCUACAGACAAGGCAGACAGCAACAGUCACCAUUAUCAGCAAUGCAGCUUCUGUUCACCCUCAUCCCACUCACACAGACUGUCAGUCCUCCUGUAUCUGCCUCUUUAGAUUGCAGCCCCGCCACAGGCUACAGUAACUCACAGACUGUGGAUUUGUGAAGUCAGGAAGGAGAAAAUUAGACAUUAAAAUGUCCAUCUGUCCAUCUGUUGUGUUGUCCUUCCAUGCAUCCCUUGAUCUCAUUUUUACACUGUUUCACCUGCUCCACUUUCAGCAUCCCAUGGUGCAACUGAGCAGCAUGGCACUCUUCUGCUUCAACCAUGUGCUCAUUCAUAUUAAAAGGGAAAGCCUUAGUGUGGAUGCAUGUUGGGUUCUAGGAAUUAUUCAAUACCUGCUUAUUCAACCGGAGUCAAGGUGAUUCAAGGAGUCAUGCAACAGGGGAUAAAGAGAGGAAAUUACAUGCUAUAUUUCCCACAGAGUAAUUGGCUUUUACCCAUGAAAACCAAGAUGUAACAGACGUUCAAGACAACAAGGAGGGAAUAAAAUGGCUGAAGGCUGAACAAGCAGAGACUCCAUUACUUCCUGGUUGAUGUGUAACCUCAGUGCAAUCUAUCUCCAAUGUGGGGUAAAGGUGAGGUCACAUGACGUUGAGUGUGCAUGCAUGUGUUCUGUGUGUGUAAAUUCAGCUUGCAUGCUUGUUUAAGCUAGAACACUUCAAUACUGCUCUCCCACGAGUCCUAUUUUAAUUCAUCCUGUGAUCGAUUUGUAAUAGCUCAUUGAAGCAGAGCCAGUGGUCCGUUCACAGCCAGAGUGGAAUUCUCUACAAGAUAAACUCACAUCCCAAAGAAGUGAGAGGAGCUUUCAAAGGCGUAUUAAAGAUAACAGCAUAUAAUGAACUGUCACUUUUCUGCCAUAUCAUCACAAAUCAUAUGUUGCAGAAGAUAAUGAUAAACUCAGUAAGAUAUCCUGUUUACUGUUUUAUUCUUCUGCUCUGAAAGCUUACUUAGGUUUGACAGGUAAAAUACUUUGACAAUUCUAUUGCCAGAAAACAAAUUAAAUGCUACCUCAAGGCCAGUGAGACAGUGGUUUGAUCUAAAAGGGGAAAAAACAAGGCUGCAAAAUUAAUGUCAUGUUGAAAAAAAGAAAACUAGGAUCAGUUUGAGAUGAACUAAAUUUAGCUAAUAAAAUAGCGUAUUUUUUAUAGAAACUGAAAUACUUGAUUGGAUGCACAAGAAUUAAGAGUAAACGCUUACCCUUAAACACAACACCCACAGGAUGUGUGUUGGGUGCAUUCACUUAGUAUCACGUGCUAAUCCAGCAGCAACAGGUCAGCAAAUAUGUCCCCAUUCGAGUUAAUUCAGCAUUGCACACAGGAUGUGUAACAGUGUGUCUCUGUUCCAUCCCAGAAGCAUCUCUACACGCUUCUCCGCUAAAGAUACGCGCUAAGGCCGUUUACGAUAGAGCAUUCGCCUGGCACUAAUCAAUCUUCACAGAGAAGAUCAUGCUGAACAAGAUGUCACGCACAGGACAGGUGAAUGUAAUCCUGUAAAUUCCAAUAUAAAACCCCAUAUGCAGACUCCUGACUGUUUAUCAGUUCGUGUAGAUGAGAAAUACUUCCUGGUUAUAGAUUUAUCAUUUACACAGAACAACCCAAUGGCCAAUUCUUGAUCCAUAUGGACCACAACAGGACUUUUAGCGGCUAACUCCAACUGAAGGUAACAGCACAGCUAAGUAGAACAUAGUUUACUUUAUUAAACACAAAUAAACCUGCAAAAAUCCCAACUUUACAAUCAUGUUGCUUGUUGACAUAUAGUAGAAGCUCAACAGUCACAGAAUAAAGUCCAAAUUAGUAGAAAAUCGACCACAGAAGGGCAGAGCAACCUGUUGUGAGUCUGUUGCAUUUUAUAUACUGAGUCCAGCUGACUGAGGCUGCUCUACGCUGCAUGCUGCUACGAUCCAAACACACUUCUAGAGGGCGAUAACACGAGCUGCCCGACAGAGCCAAAACACGACUGUGACAGAACAGGUCCAACACGCAUCCUGUGGGGUUUUGGCUUUACAGCAAGGCACCACAGUGUGGUUUUCUCCUAACUUUCUGAAAAAUCAACUUGAAAGAAAUAUUGAACGGAUGUUCAGAUAUGUUUGAAUUACGCGAUUUCAUCAGUGAUAGCCUUUUUAUAAGCUUCUAGCAAGGGGUCUUGCUGUAAAAAGGGCAGUCAUAUAGGGUCUAACACUUCCCGUGGUGCCUCCUCCUCACAUGGGUGGCAAGGUGAGCCUGCAUAUUUGUUAUUUUUGAUGACACCUGCUUUGUAGAAAGUUCACAAACUUACCUUUUUUUGACAGUAGGCUUGAUGCACUGGUAUACUGUAUUAUUAUGUGUUCAUAUCACUCAUUACAGUUGCAAUAUAAACUCUUCCCUGGGAGUUGGAAUGAAGGUUUGAAUUUUGGAUGAGAAGUGGCAGCCCAAGUGGUGUCUGUCAGAUGCAUUACAGGGUCAUAUGAUAUCUAGCUGCCUGUUGUGGGUUAGACAUUAGGUGAGACAAAGUGGUGCAAGAAAACAGAGGGGAAGACUCACUGGCAGCAGAGCCAGCACACUCUUUCAUCAGUUAAUUUUAUCAGCAAUCUGUAAAAAUAUAUCCCUGAUACAGAUAGGCAGCAACAUACUAAAUAUUGGUUGCAAUAAUUAGCCCAGGCCAAUAAUCAGUCGAUUCAUGGUGAAUGAUUAAUUGUGGUGACUUCUGACCUUUGAUGUUUAAGUGUCAACAAUAACAAUAAUAAUACUGGUUAGUCAUAUUAAUAGCUAAAAAUAACUUUUUUUAAUACUUUGACCAACCAGGAUCAAGAAUUUGAAUGUUGUGUUCAUAACUGGUUUCAAUGACUUACUGUUCACAAGAAAACAUUUUCACUGACAUUAGAUUUAAUAUUGUUGCACCCUCUCCCACAGUCUCUGCCUUCACCCUGCCAGCCCAGUGUGCACACUUCUGCAUGAAGUGUCUCACUCUUCAGCGCAGUCACAUGACUCUUCACCUUUUCUCUAUCUUACAUGUGUGUCAUCCAGCAAGGAAAAAAAAUACCCGAGGCUGUUUUUCUCUUUCUUUAUCUUAUUUUAACUUGCUUGGCAGGCUAUGUUAGGCAAAGGUUCCCAUAGUAACUGCAUUUUAAACAGCCACGCCUGAUGCUUCUGUGUUAACUAUCCUCGGUGACGCUCUCCUCUUUGGACCAAAAAACUGAACAGUGCUGCAGGCUCAGGGUGGUGCCUGUCACUUUCUUGUCAUUGCAGUGACAAGUGAAAAUGUGUGUUUGUUUUAUUUUAUUUCUUUCUAUUUUACUCUGCCAGUAGAUGUAUUUAAAAAUGAAGACGAGCAUGCAGAAGAUUGUUGUCUUUAGUUUAAUUGAGUGUGACUGCUGUGAUAAAGUGGAUUAUAAUCGGGGAGUUGGGAGCUGGCUUUUUGUUCCUGGUUAAUUUGUACUUGAUGGAUUUAUUUUUCGAGGUAAUUCAUCACCACAUUAAAGAAAACCAUUAUAAAACUAAAUCCUCAUUUAUUAAAUGCAUUGUAUUGUUGUCUUCUAAUGAGGCCCUGCAUUCUUUGUGAAUACUCUGAGUCCAGCUGAAGUCAUGAUGAUAAGGCUGCUUAAAUACACAGGUGGUGGACAAAAUAAUAGCAAAACUUCUAUGAUAUUAUGCAAUCAGGGAAAUAGCACUGCAAAAAUGUUCACAUUCAGAAGCUCAUAUUGUUCAGAUUCUGUUUAGGCGGCACACAAAGUUGCUGAUUAGAUUCUGUGUUCAGUUGUCAGAGUAUGGUUUAGGAUGCUGCAUUGUACUGUACAAUAGAGGACUGUACAAAAAAUAAUGUAUCUGCAGUUUGUCUCAGUGAAAAGUCUGCAGGAUGUUUGGUAGUCUGGGCUCUGUGAAUGUGUUGACAGUGUGUCAACAUGUCGCACAAUCAUUGUCAUCCUCACAAGUUUCUCUAUAAAACUGGUUAUUUGCAUUAGCUUGUUUUGUGAUAGAAAAUUCUUUCAGUCAUGUUCUAGAGAUUCAGAUCACUUUUGACCUCUGUGUAACACACACACGCACGCACGCACGAACGCACACAUACCUUGUUCCACAUCCUUACAUGACCCCUGUGCAAGACAUGGAUGUAAGAUGAGUUCGUAGUGUAAAGCGUGAGAGGGAUGUUGAUAAUUUAGAUACUCAUCUCAUAAGUGGUACAAUACAUUUGACAGUUCAUUUUGACAGAUUUCACUGCCUGAUUUGUUUUAAUUAGGCAGGAUUAGCAUUUCAAUGCCCCUUUAUCUUUUUGGUCGAAUUUUGAUGCACUCAUUUCCCACCUUCUCUGACUCCAAACAAACACACACACACACGCACACACACACACACACACGCACGCACGCACGCGCGCACGCACGCACACACACACACACACACACACACACACACACACACACACACACACACAAACAAAUAUAAAGGAACCUGGUACUUUAGAUAGUGGUGCUCAGAAGGCGUAAUAACCCCCAUGAUUUCCCCUGCCGUGGCGUGCAGCUGACUCCACCCAUGACAGUGUUCUUGUAUGGAUGCAGGUAGCACCACUCCCUCUGGGCUCACUCUCCCUCUUGUAAAGAUGAACUUGCAGCCUCAUUGGUUUGUAAGGCGCAUCGUUUAUCUCUGUUGUGGUGUGACAUGAUUUGCAGCAGACUUAACAGUGCUGCUAUGCAAUCUGCCUCCAGGACUGCUGAGUGCCAAAGGUUUGGAGAUUGUGUGUGUGUGUGUGUUUGUGUGUGUGUGUGUGGGAAUGUGAUUUCCUCCAGAACAAGGACAUCUUGCCACUCCCAUUUCCCCAUCCCCUACCUUCUGGUUGCAGGUUUCUCAGAACCAUCCUUUGCUUAGCAAGGAUUGAUAGACCGUCCGUGUGAGCCAUUAGAAGGAAAGCACUGAUUAUGAAGCCAAGAUGAAGAGAGCUGCAUGAUAAAAUGGCAAAGCUCAAUGAGGAAUGCUCUGUGAUUGGAUUGGAUACAGUGGGAGCAGGCUUUGGAUUACAUACAGUAAUUUAGCACGCUCCAUAUUGAGUAGGCUAGAUUUAAUGGUUUGUAUGUGACAGCUCAUGCUAUUGCUUUUUAGCAAAAGAAGCUUCUUCCUUGUACACACAUUUACAGCACAGAAUUACAAGCUUGAAGUUGUUGGAGCCAUUUUAGUCUUAGUCCACUGUUUCUUUUAAAUUGUACAUGUAAAGUGAAUAAUAUCAAAAGAAAGAAACUUUAAAGGUCCUAUAGGAUGUUUUUGACAUUAAUGAAAUUCAGUAAAAUUCAUAAUAAUGCCCUCUCAUGACACCCAAAAGCAAGCAGACUGAACCACAGGAAUGAAGAUUUUUAUGCCUAAAAUCAGUGCAAGGAGGUAGAUGGCAGCCUUAGAGCUGAAGACACAGACCUGCUUUGGCAAUUUUAAAAUCAAAUAUUCUUAAUAAAAGAUGCAUUUGACUGCCAGAACCCUGCUGGAUAGAUUUUUGGCAAAAAUCUAUCGUAAAGCAUGUAGAGGACAAGAUGAGCAAAGACUGCACUGUCCACAGGGGGCACUAAAAUUGAUUCAAACUCAAAGUUCCUCACAGGAGCUUUAAUGUAAAGCAAAUAAUGUAAUCCAGUUGGGAACCUUAGCUGUGGUAUGCUUUUGAAUACUUUUCUCCCUUCCUCUAAAAUUGAUGCUUUCUGUAUUAACAAACUUUGUUUAGCCUGUCAACAAAUUAGCAUGAAUUAAGGGUGUAGCUUAUCAAAUGAUACCACAGUUGACAUCUUAUUUUAGCAUGUAAGUAUAUUAAAAUUAGUGCUUAGCCUAAGCUUGUUUUUUAGAUUAUAUCAUUUAUGAGUAGUGAGUCUUAAAGCAUAAAAGCUCAAAUUUAACAGUCUAUUGAAGCAGAGGUUUGAUGGAUAUGCUCACCUUUCCUUAAGAUUUUAAGUCUGAUUUACAUGUGAAUACCUUUACUCAUUGUCUGCAUGAAAAGCUUUUUAUGGCAGAGUUUAAACCUUAAAGAGCUUGAGUAACCUUUGCAAGACCUUUGCAAACUUAAGCCCACCUGUUGCUUAGAAUCCAGGUGAUUAAUCUUUAGUUACAGAGAACCACUCACACUUUUUGGGACGAAAACCUUACGAACUAUUUUUCUGUCAAUAAUGACUCAAUAAAUAUUGGAACAUGACAUUAAUUUUGUAAUGGAUACUGGUAUGUUGACAUGGCAGAUUAACAAAUAAAAAUAAAUAUCUGAUUUGUUCUUGAAAUUUGGAAACAGUUUUAUUGCUUAGCAGGUUGUCAGAUAUAAUUAUUGGUAUUUUUGCGCUUUAAAUGGUGUGUUCAGAUCAAUACUAAAAUUACCAGAUUUGAAAUGAAAUAAAAAGGCACCUCUAAAAGAGAGAAAUAGCUAAGUUCCAACUUUGAUCAUUGCGUGUCAGAGAUAGCAUGGAGAAGGGAGUCACAUGGAAAUUGUGGCUUCAGUCCUCCGGGCCAGUCGGCCUUUCCAGUUAACUGCCUGAGUAACAAGAAGUUUUUGUUCUUGGCACAGAGACCUGUGGCUGUAUUUGUAGUCCAUUGAUGUAAUAUUUUAUUAAGUCCUGAAACCAGACAGAUGGUUUCGUUGGAGCUGACUGUGUGUUUCUGAGCAAAUGCUUCAUCCCUUUAAAUGUCCAAAUGCAUGAACAGCGCUAAUUAACAGGUGUAUAGUUAGGGGCAUGCUUUGUUCAUUUUGUCCAUGAUGUAGUCAAAAAUGACUGAAAAGACUCUCUGGCCGGGGAGUACAAAUGCUGCUAAGAGAUCACAGAGCCCAUUUUUAUGUGCUUCCCUCUGUACGAGUACCACAAAGUGUACUUUGACUACUGCUAUGGACUGGUGACACUCACACUGCAAAAUAAACAACAUUAGAUAUAAAAAUAAAUGAACAAAAUAUACUUUUGUGGAGGAUAGUGUAAAGAUAAUUCAGUGUCCUUCUCUUGUUUCACAUGUCUAUGUCCAUAACACAAAUAUGAAAUGUGCUAUUCAUUUCUGUAGUAUUAUGGCGUUGAAUAAAGUGAGGUAAAACACAAUUCUAACACACAUAGUCUCUAUGUGUGUUUUUCAUGUUUUACUCAAUAGCUAUGUUGGCAGCGUGUCCUCUCCUUAUCCAAGUUAAAUCAGACACAUUCUCUUAACCAUUCAAUUGGCUAUCUCUUCACCAGCUUCAGCUUUGUCUGACUGUAUCCAGUGGAACAGUGUAAAAGCACAGCCACUACAAACAGGCUAAAUUCAGACUUUUUUGAUGUAAUUAUUGCAAAUACUUGUGUUGCAAUAGUGAUAAUUAAAUUGAAAUCUAUAACGCAACCUUGUUAGUCAGUUAGUGCAUGAGCUGAUGAACCUGCAAUCUAAAAGCCCUGACGGUGACUGUUUUAAAUCUGAAACGUAAGACUAGUUCAAUGGGCCGUGUUAAACGGUUAUAGCCUGUCAUAAAAGCUGAACAAAGGCAGCAUCUUCAUUGAAAGGUAAGUUACACUAAUGAUAAUAAAACAAGAAAACUAUAUCAAGACCCUUGUUUUUCUCACUCAGGACUUGUGCUCUCUAGUUGUAGCUAUAAUUUGAGUUUUACUUGGCAGUAUGCUUUUCAUUCUAUAUACGCUGUAGUGCGCCCAGAGUUUUAGAGAGAGUGUACCUGGACAAAUGUGUUGUCUUUUCAAAAUCUUGAAUGAUAGCAAGGCCCUGGACAGACCCUUUAAGCUGCCAUGAUUACUUUUUUAAUGCUCAUAACAAGAGCACUAUGACAGAGAUAAGAGCUGUAGAAAUGCAUUUGCACAUAAAGUAGCUGAAUGGAAACAAAUCAUAAUAAUGACAUGCAGUGUGGGGGCUAGAACUUGUUUGGGGGAUGUUGCAAAAAAUGAUUCAGAGUAUGAUGCCUUUCUUGAAACAACAGCACACAAAAUGCCAGAAAAACUGAAGUGAACAAAUGUGGCUUGUUUUAGCAGGCAGGGCGGAUAUACAGAGCUAAAUUCUGCACUUUGAUCUAAAAGCUGUAAAAUAGAGCAAUCAGCAGCUUCCACAGUGAGGGGGAAGAUGAACUGUUCCAACAAUAAAAGCUCUGAAACCUCACAAAUUUUGGGAGAUGAUUUUCAAUCCUGGGUGCUAUAAUUUCGAAAUAUGGUAGGUUUUCUGCCGUAUUUAGGGCAGGCUUAGACUGUGGAGGUCCUUUUUAAGACCAUAAUCUCUGGAGAAAAAAAAAAAGACCAGCACAGCAUUGACACCACAGGGCAGGAAUUGUCCUUUUUUUUGGAGAAAGCUUGGCACUCCAUAAAAUUAUCUCGUUACAUCUUUAUUGCUAGGCCCUUAUAAUGUGUGCUGAUGAUGGUUUGACUGCCACUUUUUUGCUGUGUUACCUCUGUUUUGGUCUUCCUGUGGAGACAGGCAAACCUUUUGAGCUGUCAGUACAUGUACAGUUAGGAAUCCACAAGCUGUCAUCCAUGUGCUUUCCUCGCUCUACUCGGACAUAUUUCUGAGAUGCAGGAUUUGACAGAUUUCUACUGCCCACCCGCUGAUGAACAACGGGCCUGUAGGAAACUGACGCCUGCCUUAGGACUUAUCAAUUUAUGGGGCCUCUAAAUUGACAGUGUCUUUGUUUUAGAGCCGGUCUGAAGACGAAUGAACUUGGGCAGGCCACUAUAAACAUCAUGGACAUAGCUCUGCCCCAAAUGAUCAGCCAUCAUGUCACUUGCUAUCUAGCCAUUUAUCUGAGCUGCCCAGCUGGAGAUGAUGAUUGGUUGCAGCAUUGUGUGGAUUUUGCUUCAUUUUGUCGGACAUCGUGCAGUUUGAGGCUCUCUUCCUCUCCAGUGAGAGCAGUUGAUUCUAGCUUACAUCAGGCCAGCAGCUCUGCUUGGUAGUGAUUACUGCGUAACUCAACUGAGAGAGAGAGAGAGAGAGAAAGAGCACAGAGGAGGUCAUCUCCACAGAUAGCCGGACAUGGCGAGCUGAUAGAGUCCUGGAUGAGAAGACCCAGAGAUAGGGAUGACUGUGCAUGUGUGCAUGAGUGUGUAUGACUGACACAAUAAAGGAACUAGACCAGCUCAAUCUGUGUCUUAUCUGAAAAGAUUUUGAGCAGCUGAUCAGCUAAGCACAGCUUAUCUGAUUGUUGCAGUGUUUUGUCACACACUUGAGAAGUGACACUUAUGUAACUAAGCAUAUUUAUCUCAUUUGGAGAUACCAUCUUUUCUCUUUGUUCAAAGCAUACACUCCACAUCUAAGAAAUGAGGUGUAUUGGCUUAAUUCUUGAUUACCUUUUUCACAAAGUAACACUUAAUAUUUUAAUACAGUACAAAAUUUUUGAAAUGCAGAGGCAAAUACUUAAUGCAGAAAAACAGAGGUUUAAAGAUGUCUCAUACAUAAACACAGUGUUGGACCAUCUGUAUACUUGUCUGUGUUGUGACAGCCAGCCUGGGAGGUGCUAAUGACUCACUGCUCUCCUCCAUUCUGAAAGAUUUACAGGGUUACAAGUGGAAGGUGAAUUUUCCACGAUAAGGUCAGGUUGUGUGCUUUGUGUAAGAGAGAGUUGGAAGAUUAUUUUGGAGUCAAUUUUAAGGCCAAUAUUUAUUCAAUACUCGUUGUGAUAAGUUGUGUUAAGCAGUUGUGCAUGUUGAGACGUAGUUGAGAGAAAAAAAAAAAGACAGAAAUUCUCUCGUGUGACAAAAUUUAACUUUUAAGAUCCACUCUGAUAAAAAAUCAUGUUUUUCUUGUUGUCUCCAUGCUCAUAUGGCAUUUUUCUGAUGCUACAGGACAUAUGAGAAAAAUAAGUGCAAAAUUUCAUUUCUGAGUAUUCAUUCAAAUCGCUGUGAAUCUCUGACAGACCCAAACUAUAGGCUUAGACACAGUGAGAUUUCCUAUGUCACAAUUCCAAGCUCCGCCCCCGGGGCCCUAUGCGCUAUGCGGUCCAGACUCUGAGAAGUAGAGAGGACAAGUGUGUGUGUUAGGGGAUUGCAAUGCUAGUAAGAAAGCUAAUUAUGAUAUUAGCUGUUGUCAUGCCCCACAAACAUUAGUGUCUGAGAGCUGAAUAGCUCAUGUUACCUGCGUCUUCUACUACACCGGCAAUGUUAGGCUGCAAGCUAUGUGAAGAGGAGUGGCUCAGAGGUGAAUUGCCAAUGAGCUACUGGAGCUCUGCAGAAGAAAAGAGCUUGAAAAUGACAAAGGUAAGGUGAUUUUGGCGGAAAAACUUCAAAAUCACAAUUUAAAGACCACUGAGAACACUUUGAGUAGUAAAAAAGAAAAAAAAAAUCAUCGGAGUGGGACUUAAAGUUGUGUGGAGAUGGCACUGGAAAAGAAUUUAGACUAUCAUGUAAUGGUUAUCUUUUGGGAGGUGGAGAGGGUUGUGCAUUGAAGGGAUUUUAUAUCAAAAAAUCUUGGCUGUGUCCCCAGCAAUCAACAGUCACCAACUGAUUGAGGUUUUUUGGCAGGAGCUCUUCUAAAGUAUCCAGUACAAACUCAAAAACAUUUACAUGAAGACAUUAAUUAGAUGUUUUUUAACUUCAAAUAUAGUUUUCUGGUUUCUGACCUUAAGCAGGGCAUAUUUCAGACUGAACAGACUCCACAUUUACCAAGCUAAUACACUGAAAGAUGGUUCAUGUUGGGUAAUUGAAAGAAAGGAGGCUUCAAAAGAUGUUUCAUUUCAUGUCUGUUUCAAUUCAUUGUUUAGAUUUGUUUUCAUUUGUAGACUCUUUUGUCCAACCCCUGCACAUUUUUAGUCGAUGGAGGUUUCGGGAUGAAGAACACAGUAUAUUUAUAUUGUAAUCACCAUCCAGUUAUAUCAUAAAGAGCACCAGGCCUAUCAAAUGCAAUUUCAUACAACAACCUAAUACGGAAACUACUUGUAGAGAGUUUCUUUACUUUUGGUUUUGUUGACAUAAUCAGACAGGUGAGUUUUGUAGUGAAUUAUUGAAUACGGAGUGGGUGGUGGUUAUUAUAGUUUGUCUUAUUGAAAGGUGCCCCUCAUGCUUUUCCCCCUUCAGAUAUGAUAAUAACAAAAUAUUAGGGAAGCUUUGAAUGUACUGCAACCCAAUUAGGCUGUCACAGUGUCAGAUUUCACCUCAGUUUUUGUGGUCAUAAAACAUGUGCAGUUAAGUUAUUAUCCUAAUAUUUUGGCUAUUGAAAACUUGAAAAUAAAACAGCACAAUUUAGUCAAAUUGAGGAAAAGCCAGACAAGGCUGGAGUAACAAAUCACCUUAUAAACUUAACUAAUACAGAAACUGACCUUACAUGUCAUCAAAUGUUUGUUAUGAUGUUUAAAUUUAUGAUUUAUCCACAUUACCAGCUUUGCAAUUGAAGGUUCUGUGAAGGAGACUCUGCAUCGUAAAUGAUGGUCAUGCUUUUGUUUUGUUAUCGUUUCAUCUUGUGUUUAGUUCCUUUAUCUCUUGCAUGGUGAAACUACGCUUUUACUUUGAAAUUUUAGGUAAAUUGUUGGUCACUGAAUCAAAUGUAAACAGUUACAAGAAUGGUUACCAAGUACACUUUUUUGGACUUUUUAGGAUUCACAAUAAAGGUCCUUACACACCAGGGUCGAAACGAAUAUAGAACGCAAAAUCACGAAAUAUACGGAGGCGAAUUUUGAUGCGCCUGACUAUACACAUCAAGCCCGAUGCGAUUUUGCAACUUUUUUUCUGCAGAAAAAGACGCAUCCCAAAGAAGACCUUUUCCAGGGGAAAGUCCCGCCUCCUUCGCCUCUGAUUGGCCACAAAAGCUGUUAACAUCAUCACACGCUCAAGCCUAACGGUCAGCACUUAUAGCCAAUAAGAGGCGAAGGAGGGCGGCACCAUACCUUAACAACCUACAUCGUCCCUGUUGGAAACGAGAAGACAAAAAUGGAGCCUACUUCAACUUCAAGUGAUGGCGAAUUGGUACUUAUUUUGCUUUUUCAAAAAAAAAAAAAAAGGAACGUAGCACAUGGGUGCAUCCAAUAUUGAAAAAGCGAAGAGAACUUGGUGAGUUUCACUGCUUGGUUCAGGAGCUGAAACUGUACCAUGGUCACUUCAGAACCUAUUUUCGGAUGUCCGUUGGACAAUUUGAAGUUCUGCUGAAACAAUUAGCUCCAAGUCUGAAGAGGCAGAGGACUAGACACUAGUGCUGAGAUGGCUGUCUGUCAUGAUAGCAUGUACUGAGUCGGGGCCAGUACCAGAUAAGCACAUGAAACUAUGGUAUCAACCGUUAGCUUACGUUAGCACAGAUGAAAGUUAAAACAAAGACAUUUAGCAAACUGUUAAAGCACACAAAACAUCGUCAUAUCAGAAAUCCAACGCUAUGACUCUCCACCAGUUGUCCUUUUGGUCGUUAUCUUUGUAAUGUGUGUGUGUAAACAAUCAGCCGAUCGGCCAUGUUGGAUAUACCGGUGAAUCUGAUGUCGCAACAACACGCAAUCUGAUUGGUCAGAAGUGGAAACACAGGAUGCAAAAAUCGACCAUGAUCCGAAAAACUAAAUGCCGCAAUAUCUCAGAAUGGGAAAACGUUGCUGAUGUGAACGCUUGUAUUGACAGGAUACGGGUUUGAAAAAAAAUAUCGACGUCCAAAACAAUCGCGCGGAAAAAACGGUCCUGGUGUGUAUGGACCUUAAAUCUUGAAAAUUCGGUUUUUAGUUGUUUUAUCUGUAAGUUAGCUUGCAAGCAGUCUGCUACUUCUUCUUCAUGUAGCUGUGACAACCAAGGUAAAAGAUGAUUACUAUGAACUCAGGUAUGAUGGUAUGCUUAUUUUUAGCACAGUAUCAGUAUUCUUGCCAGGGUUUGUUUUCCUGAAGGGACCCAAAAGCAGGCAGCAGAGUCAGAGGAAGCUUUAAGUGGUUUUAUUGAUAAAGAUAGGUGCGGGAUGUUGAGAGGUCCAGGGUCCAAGGGGUGGAGGAGAUCCGUGGUAAGGGGGUGAGGCUGUAUGUGAGCUGGAGAAGACAAGAGUGUGUGGAAGUCGUGACAGAGGUUGGGUAGGCGCUGGCAGCUGGUGGAGGUACUAGAGGAGAAGGAAGACAACAGGGGUGAUUAUCAGGCGGAACAGUUAAAGAAAAAGUCUCAAAAAAUUGAAAAAUACUCCCUAGAGGCCGAGAUACCACUGAAGAAGCAGGAAUAAUCUAGCACUGAGCAGUCAGAGAGCAUAGCUUAAGAGCAGGUGGUGAUUAGGUUGAUCCAGUGCAGGAGGAGCUUCAGCUGACGAGGAGCCGCCCAACCUCUGUAAGGGGAAAAGGGAGACUUCACACACACACAAAAAAAGACUCCAUGAUGUCCUCAAAUGAUAAAACCAGUGUAAUCAUGACAAUUCUAUUUUUUUGAAAAGACAGGUACUAUCGGUACAUCAUAGUGCCCACUACAAGUUAAAGGAUUAAUCAAGAACUACUAUCACUUAUGACAGCUAUACUUGAAACUAUAGAGACUUUGUAAAAGUAGAAGUGCUGAUAGAUCAGCGGUUGAAGCUAACGCCAAGUGUUGCUUGUAGUUGCAAAUGGGUCAAAAUCUAAAUACUCCUCAGAAUUGUAUCUAUUUUCUAUUCAUUUGCUAAUCAAUUGUUUAGUGAUGAAAUAAAAACAUAUUUUAUAAAAUGUCCUCCUGUAGCACUUGUAACCAUCAAUAUGAUACUGUGGCUUUUUAUCUGUUGCCCACCUGCUGUUAGCUGGUGGAUAAACCCAGACAAAAAUACAAAGACAGAAAAGUGUAAACAACUUAAUACUUAAAUCUUGAAAGGUUACUGUUGUCUUGUCUCAGUGACUGAUGCUCAUUUAACAGUUUGGAUAAACAGUAAGUGUGGGCUGCACAGCUUCCCCUUUCCUUCUGCCAAUAUCACAUUGGCUUUUGUCUCUUGAUGUCUGAUACAAUUACCGUCAGCGGUAGUUAGGGACUGCUGUGACCUUUAGUUAGCUUUUGGUGCAGUCGGUUUUCAUCAGGGCCAAAACACAUUUAUAAACUCACCCAGACACACACACACACACACACACACACACACGCACACACACACACACACACACACAAACACACACACACACACACACAACAGUGCCCACACAGUUUGAGAUUAAUAGACAAGAGUGGCGAGGAAGCUGCCUGGGAUGCUUUUGGCUGUCUAUGACUCAAGUUUGUGUUUAAUUUUGUUGUUCAGUGCUGUCUGAGUAUUAUGAUAUCCCUUUGUUCAAUAACAAUCAUAAGAACUUUCCCAAUUUGGUUCACAAACUUCUGAAGUAUAAAUAAAAAAGUAUUUCUGUCUCACUUAAGUUAUAAAAGGCCGACACACCCAAUCAAACUAUUUUGGGACAUCGUCAAUCCCACACAUUGUUUUCUUGGAGCUUCACCUUUUGCUGUCACACUUCUCAAAGACUCUCCUUAAUGCUAAUGCUCUUUGUAGUUUCAGACUCAAAGGGCCCCAUAGGAUUUUAAGGACUUUUAAUAGGACUCUGUCUGAAGGCAGUGACUGUUAUAGGAAUUUUAAGUCUUUGCAGCUGUAGUACCUCACACAUCUUACUUUGUCUCCAUCAUGCCUCACACAGAUGAUUAGGUGAGCGGAGAGCAGAACUGAUAUGCAGCUGAAGUGAUUGAAUCACAAAGUGACCCAAAUGAAAGAAUUGAUUGGCCACGCGAUCAUGAUGUGUGUGAAAUGAGCGGCCUAAAGUCUCUGACACCGAUCUAUUAGAAUUCCUCUCAAGUUUGCUCGUAAUUCACUGGUUCAUUGUUCUGACAGCUGUUUUUAUGUGAGCUGAUAGUCACAUGGAGUGGGACAUUAAAGUGGAUGGAUCCGAUUGGUUCACACAAGAAAGUGAGGACUGAUAUUUAUCACAAGAUAGAGAUCAGAUUAAAGAUGGAUGUCUAGUCAAAAGAACGGACUCAGAAUUUGAAUCAACUUAACCGUGUUACUCAGCAGCCUGUGGGAAUGAUUGACUGAGAUUAACUUUCGAAGUCUAUGACUGAAGGGGAUUCUAGGGACCUGAAUGUUCAAAACUCAUCAUGAGUUACGAAAAUCUCCCAAGAUUUGAAUCUGGCUGGGGACUGAACAAAAAGUAAAAUUUAUGAUGCUCACUUUUUCAAAACUAACUUUCCCUGUUGCUAUUUUGCAGGCUCAGAGUCACAAUGUUCACUAUCCCACACAUGCAAGAAAACUGUUUACAAAUGAGCUAAUUUAGUCUCAGGCUGAUUGGAAUCUAUCAUGUUUUGCAGGAUGAGACUGCCUAUUAGUAACAUGACAAUAUGCCCACAGAUAAAUCUUGGACAAUACUGUCAGAGUGGCAGAUUUCAUAACACAAAACAAAACAAAGCUAAUAAUGAACACCAUUAAAAGAACAGCUGUUUAAAGCUGAUGUGGGGGGAACCAUCCUGGAUUUCCAGCUCAGGGUAUCUGAAGUUGUUCCAGGUUUCUGAAACGUAAUUCCAAUUUAAUAGACCUUUCAGGUGGUGUUCUUAAGGGCAUUUCAGAAUUUCUCUUUUCUGAGCUCAAAUGAAAGAUGCCAUUAGAUGAGAAAGUAACAUAGUUUGAUAUCGGAGGGAAGUAUCAUAAUUACUGAGGCCAGGAGAUCCUGAAGUCGAUUCUGGCAUUCGCAUUAGAGAAGAAAAGAUGUGGGUGUCAGGAGUAUUAUUAUUUUCUUCUUCACAGGAGACCUGAGGGAGGGCUCUGUGUGGCUGCAGUAUAGUUGGAGCUAAUGCUAAUGGCAGACAAACUCACGUUUUCUGAACCUCAUAUUGGGCAGAGUCAGUCGAUUUUACUGCUAGCUGUGUGUUUAACUGGGCUCAGUAGAACUUUCCCAGGGUUGGACUCCAAUUACCCUAGGCUGUUACUUAACAAACACUAAGAUGGGAAGAGAAUUGGGCCUGGCACCCCACAGUGUUUUCUUCAUCUACAGUCCAGAACAGACUUGCUGUAAUUCUCGUAUCUGUUGCAAGAAUGAGUUGGUCAUUUUUUAUCUGAGCUAACUUAAACAUACCUCCCAGCUAACAUGUUCCUUCCUGUUGUUAAACCACGCCACUGUCUGAACUGAAGCCCCAGGUCCCCCGGGUUGAUGACUUCAGUUUUCCAGCAGUCCUGAGGUUAUUGGAGAGUAAACACAAACACAGCCCUGUACUCAGAGCCUGACACCAGGGGGCUAAUAGCACUACUAGCUGCACCGCUAACUGAAGUCCACAGCUGACUGAGGCUACUCUUAUCAGUGGUGAAAUUAGAAAUGAUUAGUCCAUCAUGAACUAUAUCUCAAUAAGAAUAUGAUAGUUUUAUGUACAUAUACAGUCAUGUUUUGGUACAGUAUGUGGACAUGAUGGUGUUUAACAGAGGCAGUAUUUGUUCAUAAAGUCAGUGUCUUUUCUUUUUGUCCCAUCAAUGAUAAAGCUGUCAGUCAGUGCCCCUAUAGGCUGUUAAAAACCCUUCUUGUUCACUUCUUUUCAACUCUGUUGUCAGCUGCUUUCUAACUUUGCAUGUCUUCGCUCUGUAUCAUUUGUGUAUUUGCAGAGCCUCAUCUGUUUAUGCCAUUGUUUUGGCGUUUUGCAGCAUGUUUUAUUGCCGCUUUCAACUGUUGUGUUUGUUUGGGACUUUGGGGAAAGAUAUGACAAGCAAUUACAGCUUGAUUCUGAUUCAUACAAGAGUUUUGUUAGAUACUACAUUUUGGAUAAGUCUGGUUUCCCUGAGUUGACCGAGUUUCAGAAAACAAAGCCAGGAUGUUAUUGUUUGAAUUGUUAACAAUAUCAGGCAAUAACAAGACAUUUGUGUUUGCAUUACAGAUUGUCCGCCCUGGUUGACCACCGUUCUUACUAUCAGUAUCUAUGUAUAUUCAUGACUUUGUGUCUGAUUAAGUAUCAAGAAAGUGUAGUAUUAAAAAACCAUAACUUAAAUACUCGGGCUUUAUGAAAAUAACAUUUAGUAAUGUCAUUGCUGCAAUAAAAGGGUUUUAUUAUCAUAAGUGUUGAAUUUAUGAAGGUCAUUAAUCUAAAACAAGAGGAGGUGUUUUGCUGAUCAGUAACAGAUACAGAUAAAACAGACUGAGAUCACUGAGCCCCCUGUCAUGCUCUGCAGUCUCUCAGCACUAAGGGAGGGUACACACACACACACACUCAUGUUAAUGAGCUCCAUCCCCUGCCCAACUUUGACAGUCUCUCACUGCAUAAUUAUAAGUCAAAAGAGACAAACAAGUGGAAAAAUCACUUGGUUUAACCUUUUCACCCUGGAAUUUCUCCAGGUGUCAUUUAUGCACAAAAUAUACAAUCCUAAUGAGAGUAAAUUUUGGAAUCAUGAAGUAAUUUUGCAUAAAAGCGAUCGAUUUAUCAACCUACAGGCCCUUCAGAGUCGUGGAGGAACAGUACGCGGCGUGAGUGUGACAUCUGCAGCCUCUCUGCAGCCAGACUGCACUCCUCUUUGAUCCAGCUUCAUUAUGCAGAGGGAGGCUGACCUAUCAUGAAAGCUGCGACGUGCUGUGUUCAAGCGUCCCAAAUUGUAAACACAGAGAUGUACUCUGACAGCUGGUGGAGGAAAAAUAGUUAAUUAGGGUCUCGUCUUUUGAGAGAAAUACUACCACAUCUUUUCCUGGUUUACAAACACUUUGCUCACCAUUAUUAGACCAAAUUAAGCUUCUGUUUUUCUCCUCCCUAAUGACAGUUUUCCCUGGAAGCUUUUUACUUUUUUUUUUUUUAAAUCAGAGCUUUCAUGCCCCCUCCUUACCAAUCCCUUCUUCUCAUUAACCUCGUGUCUUAUUUUGUUCUUUCUUAAAGCUGUAAGAUUUAUGUUACAAACAUGCAAAUGAGCGUUUUAUUUACUCAUACUUCAGUCAACAUUUUAAUGAGUUCUUAACUUUUUAAUGACAGUCUGCUUUAAAGAAAAAAACCUAUCUCUUUAUUAUUUCUUUCCAGCGUUUUUACAGUAGAUAUCUUUAAUGAACUCGUUGCAGCUCUCCAGGAUUUACACAGCUGUACUGACGCCUUAGGCUGACACAUUUCCAGGAGUUUCUAAAGAGAUAGCUACAUUAUUCAGAAGAGUUUGCAUUUCGUGCCGGCAAACUUUUUUAUUGAAGCAAGAAAUUGGGGAUAUUUUAAGAUAAACAACAUCCUUGACUCUUGGAGAAAAACUCAUAUCUUUGCAAUUAUGACUUUCUGUUUUUAGGAGACGACAACUGUGAUAGAAAAUUCAGCAACAGUUAUUUCCCAUCAUGAUUCAAUUUUCCUCCAUACAUGGCUUUAGUGUCGAAUGUUAUCAAACUAUAAUUCACAUGCUAGCGUUCACAACAGAAACAUCUUUAUUCAUGUGAUCCUUUGCAGCCCUGUCAUACUAAAGCUCCGGAUAAACUUGACUUUAUCUCCAUUAAUUCCUCCUCCCUCUCUAUACCCUCCAAUCUGAGAAUCAGCUACUAUACUGUGUGUGUCAGAAGCAGAAAGAGCACUUUGCAUGAGGUGGAGUGUAGCAGUGGUCACCUUCAAACUGCAGGCCUCAUUUGUCUCCAGCUCACCUGGAUAUUGUGUAAGCCUUGUUGUGGCUCAUUCUGCAGUCCAAUCGCUUUCUCCUCUCCCUCUUCACCUCUCCCCUUUAUUUCUCCCUACUAUCUCAGCCUCAGAUUGUUGUCACAUUCCCACUACCCUCUUCUUUCCUGUCAUCAUCCUCUCUGUCCUUCUAUCGCUCUCUCUCUCUCUCUCUCUCUCAUUCCCUAUCUCAGUGCCUCUGCUGUCUUGUGCGCUGCCGCAGGGCUCUCUGGCUGAUGUAAUUUAUGCUAUCUCCUUAUGCUCGUGUUAGAAGCGUCCUGAAGCCGAUGCUCUUCAUGCAGAGUGCUCCUGUGGGAGGCUGUGAGCUGAGCUGCCCUCAUCUUUCCCUUUCACCAUCAUCCCUCCGUGCACAAUGGAGUAAACAUACAUGUGGGAAGGACACUAAAUUUUCACAGCAGUGCAGGAUUGUUAAAAAUAACACAUAGCACCUUCAGUUGGAGAGGAAAUUAGACGUUAUGUCUCCUUUUUUUUUUUUUUUUGCUGAUUUUUCUCAGCCUAAGUCAAGAUUGUGUAUCCUGCAUAUUAUAGGGAGUCUAAUGAGCCAAAUCCAUCAUGAGUCCAUAAGCAGAUUGGACUUUCCCUGCAGUAAACAUCCCUGCAAUGUUUUUCUUUUUUAGGGAACAGGAAAAGAUUUGAUGUUGACUGAAAAUGUUUGUGUUUAGUUGCAGGACUGCAAUCCAUUUCUAUGACAACAGAGAAGGCUUUGGCUGAGGAGAUGAAGAGCGCAAUGGAGGGUGACACUCGGAGAACCAAUCAGGUGGGAGCACAGUGGAACUCACAGCAGCUGUACAUCAUUUAACUGGAGCCUUUCAAUCACUCAGGGGCCUUCCGGCUCUCUGUUUGAUAUGCAAGGCAGCUAGUCCCCUUCAGUCUGUGCCAGUGACUUAACAUCUUAACAUCUAAGGGCAGCAUCUAUUGCACUACAUCAUACAUUUGAUGAUUUCCUCAUAUGAUCACAGAUUUGUAUUUUAACUACUUUGACAGACAUGAUCAAUACACAUUUCUAAAUGUAGGACAAAGUACAUUGAUUCGAAGCUCACUAAAUGAAAAGGUUUUCUCCCUCCUCCCAGGUUCCAGAGGAUCAUGGGGAUGCAGACGAUAGCUCAGAGAAGACCCCCAGCAAAGCCUCCAAAUCCCCUCAGAAAACCACCAAGAGGCCAAAGACUGUCCCCGUCAAAGUCACCCUACUCGACGGCUCAGACUACGAGACUGCAGUCGAGGUACAGCAGAUCAAUCCAUGAAGAAAUGCUGAUCUUUUUAAGUGUUUGAACAGUUGUCAUGUAAAUAAUCAUAGAUUUGGUCAUCAUAUCUAUGCCUCUAUGUUAUAGAGGCAUAGAUAUAUUGUCAUAUCUGACAAUGUAGAUAUGAUUUCAUAGAGUAUAUAAGAUAUUAAAUUAGAUAAUAACCUGCAGUAAGAAUGAGAGAUGUAAGCAUGUUUUUUUUAAGAGCUACAAAAUUGUGGUCCUUGUUCGCUGUAAACUGCAAAUUUUUCUCUUUCAAAUGGUUGAUAUGUCUGAAAAGCUUUUUCUCUUUCAAGGCUUGCUGUCCUUGAAAUCUGAAGCUUGCCUCAAACUCUGAGUCACAGAUAUUCUCUAAAAAAAUCAGUUACAUGAAUAAAUUCCAUCAAAUCUUUUUAGCAACAUAAUAGCUUGAAAAAUAAAUUCAGGGUGAGAUGACAGCAAAGUACUACCGUGAUAUUUUAUGGUUUGUGUUGGAUUUAAAGAGGGGACCGUUCACCAUCAGGCCAUAUCCCCAUACUUUAAAUUCAGACUUUGAAAUGUUCCCAGGUCCCUGAGACAAUUUCCAACCACUGGUAAUCUUGUAUCCACCUGGAUCAGGCCUUAUUCACAACCUGUCCGACUGAUAAUGUGCUUCACCAUGACAACAGUGGAGCUGUUUUCACAGCAAUUACUUGUAGGGCAACAACCCUGUCACUGAAGGAAGCCAUAGCCAAAACUGCAAAAUAAGACAUAUCCCACUGAAAGCUGCUUCAGCUAAAAACAUAUCCACCCCUUGGUAAUUGUUUUUGCCUUAAGCAACCCAGAAAAUUUGCAGAAACAUGAAAGUAAAUCUAUCUGAAAUGCUUGUUUUGCAGUGCUAUUUCAACACAGUUAGGCUGUUCAAUGCAAACAUGCCUAAAAUUCAUUGCUGUGCAAGGUUUCAAAAAAAGUCACAGAAUUUGAAAGAGCUGGUGUAAACCUCUCCUUCCUGAACAGAAUUCUUGACUCAGCACAUCACACACAGUACACCUCAGAGGGAUUUAGUCUCCCUUGGUAGUUCAUGCUACUGAGUCAGGAAAUGUAGUUCUUCUCCUUCUUCCUGUAAGGAGGGGUGGUAAAUAGUGGAGGGAGGUAAGACAGGUUCUACUUUGUGGAGGAUGGAGGCUCAGAUGAGCAGUCCCCAGCUUCCAAGAAUCGUGACCAGAGCCUUUUGUGUUGGUAAACACACCCUAGUAGAUCGGUGAAUUCCCACCGCUCUGUGUUUAUUUGUAUUCAACAGCAGCCCACACGCUCUUCAGGAGUGAACACAGCAGAAAGUUAAUCUGCUCCAGCACUGAUAUGACUUCUGAAGGUAGAGCGAGGGGUGUCCAAGAGAGUGUUCCACACCAUACAGAGAUCCUAACAGAGCUUCGGUGAAUCAUACUGUAGCCAGCGCUCCAGCCUGAUAGGCUGACUUCGAUGAUGGAGUGUGAUGCGGGGAGGGGAUGAUCUUGCUGGUUGCUCGACCUCAUUCACAUCCACUGCUUUCCUUUUAUGGCUUAUUGCUUCUCACGUGACCUCACGUUUGACUUACCAGAGGCGGCGAGUGGAGAAAUAUGUCAGGAGUCCUUAAGAAAGCAACCCCCCUCACAUAACCCCCACACACGCAAACACUCGCACUUAUUCUUCUACAACUCAAACCCCCAUCUUCUGCACAUGCACAUACAUUUCUUCAUGUCACCUGCACAGUGACACCAGAGGUAUUGGCCUUUGACAGGUAAUCCAUACAGCUGACAGAUGGCUGCUCUUUUAUUUGACCGGGGAGAAAAUAGAGUGGGAAGAAGGUAGAAGGAGUAGGAAAACGACAAAGAGGGUGAGGUGGGGGUGGGGAGGAAAAUAAAGAGGGGGUAUAAGUAGUGUGUGCCUCUAUUCUGUAGUAUGUAUGAGAGCAGGUCCUAAAUGGAAAAAAGGCAAGCGGGGAUACAAUGAUGAAUGCAGAGGAAUCAUUACCUUAAUGACAGUCAUGAUGUCAAGUGGGGGAGCAAGGGAGGGAGAAAGCAAGGGAGUGAGGCCCGAUGAUAAAAACACAGAAAAGCAGUCUGAGCUGUAUUGAUGUUUGGCUCUGACGUUAUAGGUAUUGAUUGACCUCAGUGCAUUUACACUGACCAGUCCUUAACCUAAAGCCAUACCGUUCAAGUCCCCUACCUUCUGCUUACUUACCUCACCACCUUAUCGAAUUGUUUUCAAGGCCAAUCUCCAACUCAAAAAAACUUUGAUUAAAAUUAUGAGACUGUAACCGUAUGUUACCUUUUAAAUUUGAACCUUAGAAUGUAUUCAAGCUCUCAUUUUCACUCUUUCUACUUUUAAGUUAACAUGUUCUGGUGCGUUUUUAUUUUGUAAAAGAGGCCGGACUGUUUUGGGUUUAAAAUCAAAGCCCUCUGUGCCGCUGACUUUUCAAAACAGCUGCUGAUGCUGAAUUAGCGCUCUAAAAAAAUGCUGCCUUCAUGCAUUUACCCAUAACACGUUUCUUUCUCUUCACAGAAGUAGGAAUAAUGUAAUGAAAAAUUGGGAUGCAGCUAAAUCUUUUGUCUGCACAGGGUUUAAACAUAGAUGAUCCAAAGUGUCGAUACUCACACACAGAAAGUUCCUCUUUGAAAAAAGUCCAGAGUAUUUUUUAAUGUGGGAGCCCUGUGAUCAUAGUAAACGAGUUGGAAAAACAAAUGAAAGAUUAAUGACACUGGGGCCAAACUGGGCCUUGCUUUAGAAUGCUGAAAGGAUGAUCAGCUCAGUUCAUCCACAACAUCCACUGCAUAAUUUCCUCUUAUUUUAAUAACACUAACCAAAGUUUCUCCUGCACCGCUGUGCUACCUCUGCCUCUGUGAAGCUGGUCAUGCACUGUGUGCACCAAGUGCUCUAAAAAGUACAUGUUAUACUGUAUUUAGAUGGAGCUUUGACAACUGCCAACAAAAUCAGAAGUAACAAUUCAUCAGUGCAAAUGGAGGGGAAUUGUCUGUUUGGACGAUCUCAACAAGGACUGGAAAAUUAGAGAUGUUUGUUAUUGGAUUGCAUCAGAUUGCACUUGUAGACAUAACAUUAUGGCUUAUCAAAAAGUAUUUGAGGGUUUUUUAGUUGUAUGAUAAGAUAAGAUAAGAUAAGAUAAGAUAUUCCUUUAUUCGUCCCACAAGGGGAGAGUCCAGAUUUACAGCAGGGAUAAAUACAAAAAGAGAAAUUAAAGAAUGAAGAAACUUAGGUAUUAAAAGGAUAUAAAAAUGAUAUGUACAUGAGUGUUAUUACAGCUGUUGAUAUGUACAUGUUGAUAUGUUAAAGUUGAAAAUGGAGAUAUUUAUAUGUUUGACUAUUUACACAGAAUAAACACAUGCGUCACAUGAGUUGUUGCCAUGGUGCUUUCAGACCCAUCUACACCUUUAAAAAUCAAACAAAUAUAGGAUAACAACUGAUAAAAAUCUGCAGUACCACCCCUGAAAUUGAGAAUCAUUCAAUACAGUUUUGGGGGCACAUAAAUGUAUCUUGAACCAUCUUCGAAAUUGCUGCUAAAGUUAUUGUCAGUGUGUAACCAGAAAGUAUUUCACCUUCAAAAUCUGAGCAUUGUAUUUUAUUGUUUAUCACUUUUUAUAUCACUUCACCAUGGCAAUCUUUACAAAAAUGAUGCUUUGUGAGCUGAGUGUGAAGCAUAACACUCUAACCUUUGUUUGUUUCAGCUUAAGAGUGAAAACAGAAAUGUCAUGACUGGAAAUUGAAGAAAAAGAAACAUAUUCACACAAAAAGCUCUGCCUCCUCAGUGUGAGCACUAAGUGUAUUAAAACAGACGUAGGAAGUCUACUGUGGCUCUGGAAGGAGCUUGACAGCCUAAAAAGUAACCCGGUGAUUUCAUCAGAAUUAUCUCAGCCUGGGUCGUGAGGCUCCUCAUUUAAAGCCUGUCUGCUAAAUUCUGAGGUGUAGGAUUGUUAUGAGUAUGUAACCCAGAUGUAAAACUGUGAGUCAGACAUUUUGAAAUAAGUAAUGAGGUUUGCUGCAGGACAAAGAAUAUGAAGAAGGGCAAAUGUGGUCGAAAAGGUUGUAGGAGGAUAGGAGAUGUGGCAGACAGAUGAAUAUAGAAGGUGUGAAUAUGGCUCUGUCAACCAAAGGCAAGAAGGUGAGUGUUCAUCAGGGAGGUUUAGGCAGACAGCCAGGCAGGAACAUGAGAGGAAAAGAUGAAUAAUCCCGAUCAAAUAAUAGGAGGGAAAAUCUUUAUCAGGGUUCAGAAUCAAUAAUAUGGGUGUGACAUGUAGUCUUCUAUUGCUGCUGUAAUGAGAAUGUGUGGAAGGAGAACAGCUAAAGGGUUGCUGAAUGGAUGUGGAGUAGAUGUUCAGGUUUGAGGGGGUAGAUAAAAUAAGCAGUAAUAAGAGGGGGAACUGGAGACUGUCAUGCAGGAGGGCACAGCUAAACACUCCCUACAUGCUCUCCCAAUUAGAGCCAUUAUUAGCGAGAAACACUAGAGUGCUGGGGGUUAGUGUGUUUUUCUUUUUAUCCAACCUGCUGAUGUUUGUUUGGUCGACUAUGGUGUCUCCUCCACUGCCUCAUGGGUCAGCCUAUAGUUUUGUUAUUGUUUUUGAUGAGUAUACCUGUUCUGUACAAAGUCGACAUACAGCCCUAUCUUUAUUUUGUCAUCUAUCUUGAACCCUAAACACUUCAACAGGGCACUUCUCGGAUAAAGGUCGUGAUGAUAAAAGGUCCUAAACCACCUUUUUUCCCUCACUGCUCAAAAUGGUUUUGAUGUGUGCUGUAUGAACACAGACUAAAAAAGUCAGAAACAUGAGGUUGAAAAUAAGUGAUCAACAAAAAUAGAAGUGCCUUAUGCAGCGAUGUGGCUUCUGUGAGUCUGCAAAAUGGUUAUUUAUGGAAACCACUCUUUUUCUGUGACAUGUAACCAUGGUUACAUAGAGUUCUUAUUUUUCUAGGAGUGAGGGAGUUUAUUGCAAAACUUGCAACUGUAUCUGAUCCUGGUCUCCCCCCUUCCCUCCCAUUAUGAUGAAGUGGGCUUUAUUCAGCUGUGGGCAUGAUUUCAGACCCACUUCACUCUCUUUUAGACUUGGAAUGGUGAUGGGGGACUUAGAUUGGCUUGCAUUACAUUUAGUUGUCCAUCUUUACAUCCUCUUCCCUCCACUGACCCAGAAAUUGUUCACCCUUAAACAUGAUGAGGGGUCUUGAAGUUUUUUAAUACACCUGGAUUAGACAAGGAUAGAGGUGGAAAAAGCUGCAGGUGGAGUUCAGAGCAAUGAUACACAGGUGUAUCCACAGCAGAAGUCUUUUCAGCAUUACUUGUCACAAUUGGUGUGGAGGUGUCGUAUUUGCAGAAAUGCUACGCCUCCACAGGCCAUUUCUUUAUCUUAAAUUUUAUCAUCACAGUACUGAUCUGCUAAAAAAUAACUGCACAGUUAUACAAAGGAGCAGCCACAUAUUUCAACCCCCCUCCAGAAAAUAUCACAUUUUUUCUUUUCACUUCCCAAACACAAAAGUUUUAACAGUUCCUCGACUGCUGUCAGUCAAGGGGUCCUUGGAUUAUCAUAACUCUCUCCCCCACAUUUAGUACCCCUGUAUAUGUACACAUGAGAAUUUAAUUACAAAGUGUUCAGGCACCCUAUAAGGCAGCUUCUCAUUUUUGUUAUGUUCAAUAACAUUGAUUUGAGCUCACACAGCUGUUUUGCUUCAAAGCGUGCUAAUUACAUUGAUGUAAGUGAUAUAAACCAGAACUGUAUCAAAUAACACUGCUCUUUGUAUCACAGACUGUGUAUAGAAUGGACGCCGUCUGCCUCCUCACUGGGUGAAGUCACUGUAAGAACAGCACCCUCUGCUGACAGGCUGCAGUAUAGGUCAUAAAUCCCGCCUCCUCCAGCAAUCCCUAUGGAGCUGUGGACAAACUUUAGAAAUUUAUUCACAAAAUAUAAAUUUGUCUCCCCCCUGGUUGCGAUGUUGACAUGUAAUUAUUUUAAGACUGGUGUGUGCUCAAGUCCUCUUUUUUCUGUGCAGCUCCAUUUUUAAAAGUUAUUAGGGAGUCACAUUUUCUAUGAUUGACACUUGAUACAGCCUAUGGGUGUACCAAGAUUGCUUCACUCACCUGUGGGAUACGCUGUUUGAGCUGAGUGUCAUCACAGCAACUCUCCCACCAAAUGCGUACAGCGUAACUGCUGAAGUGGUAGUUCCAGGAAGUGGAGAAAAUCCCGGAAAUACCAAGAGCAAUUCGGCGUUAAAUUCAUAUAAUAAAGGAAGACGGAGCCAAGUUGUGUAUAGUAUAUGAAGUCUAUGCUUUUCAUAUAUGUGCAGAUGAAACUAAAAUGAACAACCGUUAUACUAGUAAAAAAGUCUUGUGUUCGAUCUUGUUUGACUCAGUUAUCUGUCUGUCUGAGAAAGAAAUCAAAUGGGUUUAAAAUAAGGGGUUUUCAUUAAUUAGCACUGUGGGUUUUUUUAAAGGUGAGACAGCUGUGCAGCUUGACAUCGGUGCCUGAUGCCACUUCAGACUGACACUGUGGAAUGAGGGAUUUCUCAUUUGGAAAAUUUGUCUCCAUGUCUUUGUGUCUAUCUCUUACAUCUUUUUCUCAGUAAAUUGCUUGACUGGCAACCAGGAUCCAAGGAGACAAAUCAAUGAGACUUGAGAAGCACUCAAAGGGUAAUGACUGCACAGCUGGAGCCAUGACAGAGAUUCAAGAGACAUGGUUGUUUAUUUUUUACCAACCUCAAAUCCUCUGUGUCAUCCGUAACAGGCACUACUAUACAUAUCUAUUCAUAUGUAAUUGUGAAAAAUGAUGUCAUAUAGUUUUAGAUUAAAUUAUGAGUGAAUGCUUUUAUUUCAGUUUAAAAACAAAAUUAUUUUUUUUAUGACAUAAUGGUAAUUUAUCAGACAGCAUUAUAUCUCGAGAUUGACUUUUCUGAUUAAAGCUCUCCUGUCCGCACUUUACCUGUCACAGUAGGAUGUUGAUUAACAAGCAGUACAUCAUCUGAGGCUAAUUCAAUCACAUCUCCACAGUUUUUCUUAAAGCAUAUCCCUCUGCCUGUCUUAAUAUAAGUAACUAAAGUCAACACUUUCUCCCCAGCAAGUUAUUAACCCAUUCAAACAUGCGCUGCCUCUCCUCAUCUUGUUUGAGGAGAACAGCAAAAUGGAUUUCUAGGAUUACACCAAAUGGCCGCUAACACAAUCAGCCCACAGAACUAGUGACAGAAAUGUGAUUUAAGGCAAUUGGAGCGACAAUAAAAUCUCAUCAGCAGCUUCAAAUUGCUCACCAUGCUUGGGGGACCACCUGAGAUGUGUGUUGCAAUUUCAUUAUGUUGGAAAAUCGAAUGUUUGCGCUGCAACUCUUAAAAUAUCUCUUUUGAGUGCAGCCUCUGCCUGUUUAUCAGUAUGAUUUUCUCUUAUUUAGUCUUACUGCAGCAGGAUAUCAAUUAUGAGUGAGUUGAUUGAGAGAUAGAUAUCUCUAUGAUGCUUUAUUAAUUAGCUUUCUUUAAUUUUUGAAAGAGAUGCUGACUACUGCCAAAUUUUUCCUAUUAGAUCUGAACAAAGCUCUGUGGCGGCCCUGUGGUAACCACAGAUAGAGAAUAAGAGGGCACAGGCAGAUUCAGAAGGGACCUAUUACUUCUGUUUCCAUGGCAACAGCUGCUUGGAUGCUUUGUCGCCAUAGGAGCCAGGUUUCCCUUGGAGAUGAAUCUGGCAUGUGUGUUGCUGAUAGUGUGGGUUUGUGCAUGUGUGUGCGUGUGUAAUGGAAGAGCAGUUUGCCAAGGCUGCCUGUGCGCCCACAGAGGCCGUGUUCUCAGCCCUGGAGGCUCAGAGAGAAAAAAUAGGUGUGGUCUCUUGAAACGCCACUGAUGCGAGAUGCAAACACUUCCCGUAUAAGGAUGCAGAGAGAGGAGGGGAGAGGAGCUCCUCCUACUCUAUGGGGGAGAGGAUGCACUGCAAGCGUGUCAAGAGCACAGUUGGACAGGAUUUUGAUGUCAGAUAUUUUUGGAAUCCUCUGUGUUAUGAAAAUACAUUCAGACUGGGGCUGUGUGUCGUCAAGGACAUUACAAUUCAAUUUCAAUUCACUUCUUUAGGUCACAAUUCAAUUCAAUAUCAGCUUGAUUCAGUUUGACAUGAUAAAUCAGCUUUCAAUGCUAUUCAGUCAUAUGCAUAGAUAGCAGACAUAUCCACAUCAUUAAAACACUGUACAUUUUCACUGUUAUAACAAGUUAUACUCUGUGUGGCAUAUGUCAAUAGCUUCUUUCUGCAGAGCCUUUGACACUUAUCCCCACUUAUUAGAAAUGAGCCAGAAAAUAAUGGUUUUACAGGGGUGCGUCAAUCUUAAGGUCCUGCAGUUGCAAACAAAAUGUGGCUCUGCUCAUUUCAAUGACUGGACGAGAACUUACUUUGUCCCUGCAGUUUCUUCAUGUACGUUUGUGUUGGUAUGAAAGUGUGGUCCCUGUGUAUGUACCAUCUUCUCUGUAGGAGUGUAGGUUUUAACAGAUGAGGAUUUCUAGACUCUGUUAGUUUCUGUGCUCUCACAGAGCUUGACUGCUGUUUGUAGAAAAACAGGCUGCAAACAAGCCACUGCUUGUAAAACCUCAGAGAGGUGUUGGUGCAAAUAGUUUCACAGAUUUGUUUUGUUAUUACAGAGCUUACACACAACAUGUAUCAUGAACCCAAAAGUCUUCUAAAUAUCAGCUUUUAAUGUUAAAAAUGCUGAUUUUUUUUUACCAUCUGUCAUCAUUUUGUUGAUUUACCAACAGCUGUUUAGUCAGGAGGGGUCCGUACAAUGGGAAUCACUGCACAGAGGCAUCCACAGCAGUAGGGCUUCAUUACAGCUAAAUGAAUUGAUUGCAGGGAUGUUUGAGUAAAUAUUGAACUGGGAAAAAUAUCACGUAAUACAUUGAUGAAAUGAUUUUUCUUUUUACUCAGCUGUGAUACAGACAAGUAUUUUUCUGUUACAUGAUAACUCACUGAAAAUCAUCAAGAACUCAGAACCAACAUGUUAUCAAAUCUGUUGUUGGGGAUCAUUUCUGCAUUUUUACAAAAGUACAGAGCCUAACUUAUAACCUUAAUUUGUGUAGAGGGUUUAUCAUCUUGCGGAAAUAAGAUCAUUACCUGGCUUGAAAAGAUUCUUGGUGAGUUUGCAGUAACUUGCCGUUUUAAUUGCCCUUUACUGUGAAAUGAGGGAUGCGCCAGUUGUUCGGCUAUUUUACAAAAAGCUGGGCAGAAAUACUCUGAGAUAAAUUUGCUUUUCUCAGUAAAAGUGAAAAUCUAUGUUAGAGUGAACCUUUGAAUUCAGUAUGAAAAACUUUUUGUUAUUCUAUUUAAUCUCACCUUAUUAUUGCGCUUUGAUAGCUGAAUUGUAAGCUUCAUUUGUCCUCUUUGUGGUGUUAUAUGUAUUCAGGUAAACUAAAGUAUUUUUUACAGUUGUUUUUUGAUGUGUUGAGCUUGUUAUGAAGGUGAAGGUGACUGUGGGAGACCACAAAAACAAGAUAACAACUUAGACUCACAAGAUAAUUAACUUGCGUGCACGAGAUAAAAGUUUUUCCCUUACAUAGUCUCAGGGGCUUUUGGAGGUAAUAUAAACAAAUACAUGAAUAGGACUAUGUCUGUGUCAAGCAGAGAGUACAUAAGGAAAUGGAUCAAGAGACCUAGACUGAUGUAAUGCAUGAAAAAUGCACAACAUUAAAGCUGAUUUGUUCCUCCUCACUGAACAAAUUUUAAAGAACUGUAAAGGCAAGAUUGAGUUUAGAGAACGUCACUAUUUAGAACAGACAUGAUCAGAAAUAGUUGGUUUACUUUGAAAGGACUGGUUUUGGCUCAUAACCAGUAACAGAGUAUAUUAGAAAAUAGUGGUAGGACGUAUGAAUACACUGGUACGAUUAUGUGAACAAAUAUUUAUUUAAUAAGCAGUUAGUUUGGUUUUUAUGAAGAGAGAACAGAACAAUGUAUGAGCAGUGUUAUUAUGUCUGAAGGUAAUGUGAUAUCCUUUCUCAAUCAAUAGAGAAUAAAUAUAAAAAAGGAGUAUGAGAAGUGUGAGAAAGAAACCAAAGAUUCUGGCUGGAACUGAACUUGCACUUGUAUUUCUCUUUAUUAAGCACAAGGCCAGAAGAUGUCCCUCGUGAAAAAACACCUUUAUUAAAUUUCUUAUGCUUGCACAGUACGAGCUGUUCAUAAAACCUGGAUCUGCAAUUCCUCACCUGCUCUACUGCCGUGUACUGUUCAUACAUUUACAUGUUUGCCUGUGUGUGCGUAUAUUUGUGUGUGACAGAAAUUUGCCAAGGGCCAGACCCUGCUGGACAUGGUGUGUGGCCAUCUGAACCUGCUGGAGAGGGACUACUUUGGCUUGACUUUCCAAGAUACGGACAACUCCAAGGUCAGAUGCACACACACGACCACACACUCAAUAAAACCCACACACAAAAUCCCAUGACAAAAAAGACGUUUUAUUGAACCCCAAAAUAUGUAACUGAGGCUCCACAGCAUGACAUCAGACAGAAUUAUCAGCUCAUUACACUCAGUUCCCAUUUUACCAGUUCACUUGAUGGAGUUGGUGAAAGAUGAUCCCGGCUUGGCCUGAUCCAAAUGCAAAUGCGGUGUAACCAAACAUUGAACUAUUUUAAAUUGUGUAAUAAAACUAGCCUGGAUAGGCGUGUAAAAAGCCCUAAAUUGAUUUUCUAAUAUGGGUCCCAAGAGACUUCACACAUCCACACUAAUGAGGUGCAUGUGUGCGCAGAGUGCUUAUUAAGUGUCUAGAUUUAUUUAUUAUUGGAUGAAUACUCUCUGAAGAGAGUUUUAAUACAUCCUGUGGUCAUAUUUCUUUUCUCUUUACUCUUGUGCUUCAUGUGAAGACCUUAAAACCAUUUCAAUUUCAGCCAAUGUUUUGGUUGACUUGCAGCAUGUAAAAAGCCUCUAUCUGAAUAUUGGGACUUUAAGGGUUAUAAUUUGUGUUUUAUUGGAAAGUGCUUUGGCUCAGAGUGGUUAAGUUGCUGUGUAGUUGUUGUGAAAGUGGCGCACUCGUAUUUUCUAUCACAACCUCAAUGUUUCUUAAUUCAGUUAUUAUCUUUAAGCACUGGAAAAACAUUUUGAUUGUGCAGCAGUCAGUAAGAAGUUUAAAGGAUGUGUUUAGUUUGUCAACAUAAAAAAGCUCCUUACUGAUAACAUGUGGGGAUAAUUGAAUUAAGAGGCUUUGUAGAGACCAAUAGCAGCGGUAAAUGUUGGUGUCAGAGCUGGCUUGUGUCUCAGCACCUUUUUUGAUUCAUAAUAAACUUCUUGGGUUGCUAUUUUUUUUAUCAGUGAUUUCAGAGCAAAUGUCAAACAGCCUUCCAGCCAACCAGCCCAUUUAACCAGACUGUUUUUCCAGGUGUUUUAAAGCUCCAAGUCCCUGGUUGACCUUUUAACCGCACUUCAGCUCUUACAUCCUGAGAGUGGCAUUCACAACCUUUGACCUUUCAAAAUGAGAUUAGACUGUGUGGCCUUUCAAAAUUGGUGCACAGGGUCCACAGAGCGCCAUGAAAGCUGGAGUGACAUUAAGCAUGAGGAGCCGGACUCAACUGGCAUUUAUAGCUUCAAUAUUGAUGCUUUCAGUGUUUAUUAAAGCUUUCAUCCAUUUUCCUGUGGUGUGAGUAUAUUUGGCUCUAAAACAGAGAAUAGAUUUAAAAAGAGAAGAGCAGCCAGGGAGUUACUGCACUUAAAACGGCUUUUCAAAAUGUGAAUAUGAAUGACUUUGCCGGGGUUGAACGCCUCAAAGGAGACUGCCUUUCUUUUCUUUAUUAGAACUGGUUGGAUCCUUCCAAAGAGAUUAAGAAGCAGAUUCGGGGUAAGUACAGCAGACAGAAACCCACACACACCCGUACACAGUCCAACAAACCCACACACAUGGGAUAUUUUAAUGAAGAGGCAAAAAGAAAAACAUACUGAUGGUUCCUCCACAGUUGGGUCGUGGAUCUUUGGAUUUUCAGUCAAGUUCUACCCCCCAGAUCCAUCGGUGUUGAUUGAAGACAUCACCAGGUAGGUCUGAGUGUAACAGCAGAAACUUGUCUUACUGUAAAUCUCAUGGCACUUUAAAUUAAAAAAAGAAAAUACAGGUGCAAAUGGUUAGUGAUUGGUUUCAUGGUUUCAUUUACACAGAACAAAUGUUAAUUCACCACUUUCAAGCAGUUGGUAGAAAAACAGUUUUUCAACAGGCAGAGACCUUGAGGAUCAAAAGUACACUGGGUAACACUUUAUAUAAACCCACCUCUUAUAAUGUAUCAUGAACACUUUUAUAAAGCCUUAUAAAUGCAUCUUUGAGGCUGUACCACAUCCCUAUAAGUGAUUAUAUGUAUUCAUAACAACUUAGAGUAAUGUUUAUGAAGUGUUGCAAGCAGUGAGCAUGAUGCCUUUUAUAAGUAUGGCUCAUAAUGCAUAGUAACUUAAUAGUUCCAAGAAGCCAUUAUAAAACUCUAAUUAGCAGUAACUGGAGUUCUCAGAAAAUUGUAAAACACAGUUUGACCAAAUUUCCGUGGUAGUUACUUAUUGUAGUGCGCUAAAGGGAAGAGGAAACUUUAUUCACAGAAGUCAAAAAUAAACACCGCCAGAAAAAAAUACAGUUGUAUUGGAAGGAGAUAACAGCAGUAAAACACAACAUUGUAAUUCACUAUCUAAGCAUACAUGGUACUAGAAAGUGUCAGUUCCUUCAAAUGCAAUUAGACAAUUUACAGCACAGAGUUCUUUUGUGCUGUUAGUCAUCAUUGUCUGGAGGUCCACUUCACAAAGUAUUUCCCCGAACACCUAUUACGUUUAAAGCUUGUUGAGGUUUGCCUCUGUUUCAUGUAGUGGAAAUGAGCCGUAGGCAUCCCCACCCUUUGCUGCAGACAUUUGUGUUUGCACCUAAAGGAGAUUGAAUAUGCUUUGGAAAUUAGACAAAUCUUUUAUGAAUCAGGUUCUCUGUAUUGAUGUAAAAUUUCAUGACUACAUUUUCUAUGUUUCAGUCCACACCAUAGUGGUGAAUUACCAUUGGUUAAAAGCCCUUAAAUACUUAGGACCUUGCAAUAAUAUUGAUAAACUCUACAAGUGUCUGUCAUAUUUUGGCCUCCCAUGUUUCCUCAGGUACUACCUGUGUCUUCAGCUGAGGGAUGACAUCUUGUCUGGUCGUCUGCCUUGCUCAUUUGUCACCCACGCCCUCCUCGGCUCCUACACAGUCCAGGCCGAGCUGGGAGACUAUGAGCCUGAGGAACAUGGGCCUGACUAUGUGAGUGACUUCCGCUUUGCACCCAAUCAGACCCGUGAGCUGGAGGAGAGAGUGAUGGAGCUGCACCAUAACUACAGGUCAGAAAAAAAGAGGUCUCCUUUAAUUAAAUUAAAUGCCAUGAGGAUAAUUGGAAAGGCUUGUAUUUUUUGAUUUGUGAGAUGGAUAUGGAAGAAGUGAUGAAUCACAUGUGGCAUUUGUGUUGUAGGGGAAUGAGUCCAGCUGAUGCAGAAGUUAACUUCCUGGAAAAUGCAAAGAAGCUGUCAAUGUACGGUGUGGAUCUGCAUCAUGCUAAGGUACAGGGACAAACUUUGGUUCUUUGACUCUUUGUGUACAUUAAAACAUUUUAAUUUCAAGUUUUUAAAGCUGUGUUCCUGUUCUGACCAGGACUCAGAGGGAAUUGACAUAAUGCUUGGGGUCAGUGCCAACGGUCUGCUAAUAUACCGAGACCGCCUGAGGAUCAACCGCUUUGCCUGGCCCAAAAUCCUCAAAAUCUCAUACAAGAGGAGCAACUUCUACAUCAAGAUCCGCCCAGGAGAGGUUAAUAAAAACUCAUUAACUUUGUCUCUUGCAUGUUGACGUACGUAGGAGUUCACUUGCGAAAUUACUGCAUGCACAGUCCCACUGGAACAGCUCAUGAAAGCCACUGUAGCAAAGCCGUGGCGAGUGGAAUAAAGAUCAUUUUGGUAAAGAGCCUCUUUUCUAUUUCAUGGUUUCACAGUUGUUAAAAUUACAUCAUUGUCUCCUUUGGCUGGUCCCAAACAGCAUAAAUAGUCAUUUCAUGCUUUGAUAGAAGUGUUGCUUUUGAGAUUUAUCUUUGGCGAGCCAUGUGACGACUGACGAGGAGACAUUAUUUAUAGCCCUCAGAGAUACCGCUCUUGAAGAUUAGGCUGAUAGGUCGUGCUUUUAUUCUUCUCCUCCUCCUCCAUCUUUGGUGGCUUUAAAGUGUGAUUAGCCAGUUGUGAGGAUUUGCACUUUUAUCAAGAAUUUUACUUGCAAAUGUUUCAGCCACAUUCUGCCCGUUCUGGUUUCCAACUCCUUUGAAUUAUUAUGAUUUGCUGUUUUUCCUUCAUCCUUUGGCCUUCAGGGCAUCCACAGUGAGUUUUAUAUCCACUGUUAAACUGACAAUGACAUUUAUGUAGUGAACACACACUAGUCUGUGCUUAUACUGCGAACAGCAGCUCUAUCCUCUGAAGUGUCACUUUAAAUUUACCUGCGGUGUUGUCACAGUGUUUUACAGCACUUUGAUUUUAAACUGUACCCACCGAUUUUUGCAGUGGAACAAAGAUAAGCUCUUCUUGUGAACAGUUAAAUGGCUAACAAGAAAUUGAUCUAAAAGUCCCUUUAUUCAUUCAGACCACUGAACAUGUGAUGGAGUGAGCACACAAAUGUUGAUUUGUUGGUUGGUAAGUGACGGUAAACCUUCCUGAUGUGACUCUUAGUAAUUUUUGGCUACAGAAACACAACAUUGAUUUUUCCGUUGCUGCAGAGCAACCAAAACCUCCCCUCCAUCUUUCCCUGCAUUCACUCCCUUCACUCUUCUUCUUCUUCUCCUCCCCUGCCACCUCCACUCUUUCCCCUCACUGCUCAGUAUGAACAGUUUGAGAGCACCAUAGGCUUCAAGCUGCCCAACCACCGGGCCUCAAAGCGAUUGUGGAAGGUCUGCAUUGAGCACCAUACCUUCUUCAGGUAGGACUGCACACCUGCACAAUUCAACUCCUCUGCACUGACAUCAUCUCACCCUGCAUGAUCUGUUGACACUCUGCACAGUAAAGUUAUUUUAUUAGUGACACUCAUCAAAAAAAUGUGAUCCAGCUUUUGUGGAACCACUUUUUUCCCCACAGGUCCUAUAUUGGUACCUAACUGUGACUUGAAAGAAAGGAUUCUUGAGAACUCUGGCUAAUUUGAUGCUAAAUACAGGGGUCAAAUAGACAGUAAUCUGUAGGAAUGUUAUGUUCCCACUGUUAUGAUACCUUUUUCACUGUUUCUUUACACUGAAUCCUGCAGCUUUGUGUGAUUUUAGAGAAGCACAAACAGCUGAACUCUCACAGAAAAACACACAAACAUACACAGCACUAUCCUGUUCUGGCAGCACCAACGCUUUGCAGUGAUACCCUUUUGCCUCUAAACUCAUGGUCUCCCAACUCUCUUUAGUUCAAACAGUUUCCCACAAGAGUAUUUUGCUGAACAGCACAACAGUGUUUUCUUUAAAUAGAUGUUAACGACAGAGCUGUCGUUAGAAAACAGCACCUUCAGCCCAGACUGCUUUAGCAAGCAUGCUUUGGACUUCAGAUGGACCAAGUAAUGGCAUUUUGGAGUAAUCAGGGUCGCAUUGGCAUUAACACUCUCACUCUCACUUUGUUUUUUUCUAAAUGACAGCACAGUCGUAGGAAGAGGUCCACAGGAAGACUGUGGACAAAAAUCCAAAUGACCCUUGGAUUUUACUGAGCUAAUACACAUUUUUAAAGUAAAAUACUCAUUCAUAUUCAGCAGUUUUGUGUAUAAUUAUUAGGUUUUUGUAUUUGAUCAACUGCAAAAAUACAGCAACAUGAUUUGGACAUUUAUAUAUUGACUAUCAGGAGACCUGCCUGUGGACAUUAAAAACUCAAAUUGACCCUUUUCCCAACUGCUCACGUUAAACAAUGUAUGAGGACUACCCAAGCAAGUGCAUCAGUUGUCUCACAUAGGGUGCAAAUACUUUUUGCUUCAGCACAGUAUUACGUCACCCCACCCCUACACUGCUAUCGGUCAUGCACUGAGAGUUAAAAACAGGGGUGCAAAACAGGCCAUGGAAAAGGUCUAACUCUGCUGCAGUUUACCUUUAAUGUAGCUGCCAAAUCAGCGUAUCUUAAAGGGAUAUUCUGUUGUAAAAUUAAUUUAGGGUCAAACACACCGUAACACUGAGUCAGACACCCCCUCCAGAGAUGAAUGUUGCUGUCUGCUUGCUCUAGUUACACCAACUUUGGUAAGGACUGCACGAUAGCAAUACACAGCAGUCUAAGGAGCCACGCGCUCAACCAAAAAGCCACUCUACAGCCACAAAUAAUGCUCAGAACAGCAUCAACAGUACAUAUAGGGUCCCAGCCAUAGCAUAAACAUCUUUGUAGCUUUGCCUAAUUUCUUUAGCAAAGAGACUAAACACUACUCUCUUCCAGCAGCCGCCUGUUUGUACAGAGACCUCGGACCAGUCUAUUACCAAAUGCUGCGGGGUGACGCAGCUCAAGGAAGAACAUUUAUGAUCAUUUCUUUAUCAUUUCCUUGAAGUAACAAUCACCAUAUCAAUCAUUUUGCACUGCAGACGUGGUAGUUCUUCUGCCUUAGCGUCUCGGUCUGAUUGCAUUUCCAUGAAGAAAUGAUGGUUGAGGUUUGCGCGUGAAGACGUAGACCACUGUGUUUUGCUAUCGUACGGUCGUUACUAAAGUUGGUAUAACUAGAGAAGCAAGCAGUCGACAACAUUCAUCUCUCGAGGGGUAAUCUAACUCAGUGUUACGGUGUGUUUGACCCUAAAUUAAUUUUACGCCUGAAUAUCCCUUUAAAGAGUGAAAUUUGUCUACGAGCAAGCUUAUGAAUCAACACCCUUGUGAACAAAGUAACUAAUCACUUCCAUCUUGUUUUAAAACCUUUUUUAUUUGAUAACAAGAAAGUAACACUGUCUUGUCUGUGUUUAAAUUAAGAAGCUAAAGGAAGAAUGUGGUUGAUUUACUAUACAACACAGCGACAGUAGAAAACUACUACAAAACCAUCACCUAUUCUGAUGGUGCAGAUCAUAACAAAAAAAAAACACUUAAGUGUUAAUUAAAACCUCCUUACAACACGUGUGACAUUUGUGGAAGACCAAGUGAAAUUUUGAAAGCUAACCAAGCUAUUUUCCAAGAUCCAGGAACUUAAAGAGGUUCAUAUGAACUAAAUAUUCAGUUGGCUCAUUUGUAAAAAUGUGUGAUGUUGUCCCUUUACAUUCAUCUCCACUCAGAAUGUUCCAGUGUUAUAUCUGAGCUUUUCUCUCAACAAAAUCCCUCCCACAAAUUUAGCUUUGAAUUCAAAAGACACACACUCACACAUUUCUGCCCCUGUCAGGCCUCCUCUGCGAUGUGUAAUGCAGGCAAAGUCAUCCCACCUCUGAUCCUCCCUUGAAGGUAGCUUUGUGCAUGUCUGAGUGUUUCAACAGCACUAUCAUUUGUGGCAAAAUCUCCCGGCAGGCUACCAAAAUUACACCAUUGUGGGGUUCGGUGUAUAAGGACAAAGGUGUAGUGAUGGCGAAACUUUGUUCCAAUGCUGAUGCAGAACUACAAUGUGUAAGAGGCUGCCUACAUACGGACAAACACAUGCAUCCGAACACACCCACACUUACAUUAAAUAAGAAGAGAAUAAUGACACAUCAUGGUCCUUUUGAGGGAAAUCACAGGAAAUGAUUUGGAGCUGAGGGACUCUGAAAAUAUCAUCCUCCUCCUCCUCAUAUCCAACUCUAAACUGCAAAAAUCAUAAAAUAGACCAUGAGAUGCACAAUCUGAGUUUGUGUGGAAGAAUUUAACAGACUGAACCUGCCUACAGGUUAGUUUCCCCAGAGCCGCCUCCCAAGGGAUUCCUGGUGAUUGGCUCCAAGUUCCGCUACAGUGGGCGGACCCAGGCCCAGACCAGACAAGCUAGUGCUUUGAUUGACAGGCCUGCCCCACAGUUUGAACGCUCCGUUAGCAAGAGGUACAUGCUGCCCAGAAGCAUUGAUGGAGGUAAGAAACCCACUCUGCUUCUUUGUUCACAGUGAUGUUUACUUAAAUCCAGGAUUAUGUUGUUACGUAAUAUUGUGGCACCAUUGGCAGGCUCAGAAAAUGAACUGGCGGAUGGAUAACAGUGUGCACAAAAACAUACUUCUCUCUAAUACUGUGUAAAUACAUCCGUAACAGAGGUUCUUUGAGCUGUGAAAUGGCUCUGAAGCUGGCUUUAAAUAGGAAUCUGCCUCUUCACCUCAAAGGUGAAGGUAAUGGCAAAGUGCUGUAAACCUGCACCAAUGAUUGAAAGGAGAUUUCAGAGGUAUUAAAGUGUAUCAGACACUUCAAUUAUUAGCUGAGUUCAUAUUUUUCUGAUGAGGUUAAUGGUGUAGGUGGCUAGUUUAGAGUUUGAUUACUCAUGCUGAUGGUCAUUUUUUAAACUAUGGUUCUACAUCAGGUAAAUCAGGGUCUGCUAUGAUUUCACAGAACAGCAGCCUGCUCAGUUCGGUAGUCCUGUAACACUGUUCUGAUGAUUCUGUCAUGUUUCUCGUCCCUUACCUCCCCCAGCCUCAGCUCUAGGGGACAGUAUGGACCAGCUCUCCCAGCGGAGCUCCAGUGAGCGUACACAGUUCAUGUCCAGAGAAGACCUCGAUCAAGAAGGCAGCCUGGACCUGGACCAUGAUAACUACCACUAUCAGGACCAAGACCAGGAUCAGUUCACAGAUCAAGAACUGGAGCUGCAAGACAGUCAAGAACCAGAACCAAUCCAGAAGCCUCCACGGGGGGCCAAGGUCUCGACGCCUACUAGGAGUUUAGAGCUCAAGGUAUUUGGAUGAAAUGUUUGGCCUUGUUUGGAUUCAAAGUGGUGCCGAGAUUUAAACAUAACAUGUCAAUAAAUGAAAGAUGAGUCCUUGAGUCAUAUGAUUACCUAAUAACCAAAACAUUGGCACGACAUGCAAACUGUGUCAGAGUACAACAGAAGAGCAAAAAGCUGCCAAGUUGACCAGCUGGCAAAGAUUCUGAUUUAAACUAACACUCCUCGUGCUUUUCAUUCACAUUCUUGAAAUCAAAACUAUGAUUGUCAUAUCUACUUUUUCUCUAUUUGUCCUAAUUUUCCCUUUUUCUGCUCCUCCCCGUCCUUAUAAGACUUUUCACAAUGAGUGCUCAACAGUUCUGUUAUUGCAUUUUAAAAACUUAUCAUCUUUUCUGCAAAGCUCACUUCUUUUAACCCUGCAUCCUGUCUCUCACAGUUCUCCUCUUGUUAACACGCUUUGCUGACCUCUGCUCUCUCUCCCUUCUGACCUCUCUGUCGUCCACCUUGUCCUCUCCUGCAGGCUGAGGAGGCAGGCUCGCCCCUAGAAUCAAAACAAGAGGUAUUUUUGACCUUGGACCUCGGUGUCUGUCUGUGUGGUUAUGGUUGUUGUAGGUCAUGCGCUGGUGCUCCCUGUUUUGAUUGUUUGCCACUGGAUAGAAUGUUAUUUUGUCUCAUGUCAUGAUUUUCCGUUUCCACUGACUCAAAUUCAUGGAAACUGCAUGAAAGAAUCUUCAGAUGAAUAGACACUGACUAUUUGAUAUGAUGUACGCUUAUUCAGGCUAUUUGUUUUAUUGUUCUUCUCUGCUGGAAAAUGGGGACAGUAACAUUCAUAUGACAGUUUAUCAAGCUUUUUAUUAAGUUUAACUCUAGCGAAAAAAGUUCCACAUUUUUGAAGUCCGCACAUGCAGAAGAGUGUGCGUCUUUAACUGGGUUGAAACCAACAGGAGUGAUAGAUAGCAGGAUAGACAGAUGGGUCCAGAUCCCUGUUGAUGAUGUAGUCUCCAAAUUGACAAAUCUCUUAAUACUAAAGCUGAGCAAAACUGCUUCAUACUCUCAGUGCUAAUAUGUUAAUAUUUUUAAUUAUUUGUUUACAAAACCAACUUUGUAGAUGUUCAAUGGUUUUUGUUCUUAAGACGCACUAAUUCUGUCUUUGUUUUAUUUUCAUGGUUAAGGUUAAACCAGCAUGUAGUCUGGUAUCAUGCCUCCGCAGGUCUGUGUUGUGGUGUGAUUAAAUACUUCAGAUAAUAUUGACACAGCAUUAGUUACUAAAGCGUCUGUUCAUUUGCGGUUUUGUAACAUGCUCUCACCAAAUGUUUGGAUGAAGAAGAAUGGGAAUAAUCCCCCUCUCCAAGCACUUAUCUUCAGUCAAUAGAAGACUGCAUUAAUUAUCAAUUGGCUGACUCUGAAAUGGAUUGUCCCUGUCUUCUUGGCAGAACAUUAAAUAGCUUAACAGUCUUAAAGGCUUCAGAGCCCAGUGGUGUCGACCGUUUUUGUCUGUCUGUUUGGCCGCCUGUCUCCUGGACUCACCUGCAGCAUUUUACCUCUCUGUCUCUGCACCCCUCCCUGCCCUAACUCUCAACUCCUGCUUUGCUCUAUAAAACCCUUCACUCCAUCUCACUCGGCCCACCUUGGGCUCACUCAAUCUAAUGGACAAGGAUGUGGCCACCCCUCGGCCCAAACAGGAGGUACUGCUUGUCCUCUCUUCUUGGCAUGUGCCGUUUGUAAUGCUCAUCAGGUGUGCUGUGAUUUCUUAUUCCUAAGUGUGUCAGUACAAAAUAAAACACACUGACAGAAUAUAAAGAUGGAUGGCACAUCUCUACCACCUUCCACACUACAAAAGAGAAGCCGUUUUUGUUUUUGUUGAAGCCUUCAUCCAGCCACAGGGCUGUCAAACUUGGUAUACUGACUGGACUAAUGUCAGAAGUCCAUAUGUCUAUGGAAAGUGUUGGCUUUUCUUUGAAGCUCCUCAGAGGAGUUUGUUAUUGGUCAUGAAACUGGAGACCUGUAACUGCAGUGAAGGGGAGGUACAAUAAGGAAAUAGCCUUGGUUACCAAAUACUCACAAUGGGUGAUAUAUUUCACCAUAAAAAGACAACAGGAUGAGAUUUUUUUAGUCAAGUAACACCACUUUAAAAAGGCUGCCCCCAGGGGGUGCCGAAAUCAACACUGAUGAAAAAUUCCUCACAGGAGCUUUAAGUAAAGUAAAUGAAAACAUCUUUUGAUACAUCAUACAUCAGUCAGGUUAAUUAAUCCAACCAAUAAAUUAUGCCUGAACUUAUGAAGCUGAAUAAAUACAUGAACACAUGUCUGCAAGCACUACAGGCAGUGUGGUUCUAGUUCUGCAAUGUUAAGAUUCCCCUUGAUUAUGUAACAUUUCUCUUAUCUUUAGAGACAGCAUGCCACUGACUGGUGUGAAAUAAAUGAGUAAAUUCUUACAUAAUUGAAUUCAACAUAUUGAAUUUCCUUCCAGAGAUGAAAAAAGUUCUCCUUCAUGAUAAACAAUGCAGUGAGUGCAGUGUUGAUUCUGAAAUGUAUUCCAUAUUUGGGAAGGUAUAGAAUAAUCAGUUGGCAGAUUACAGCAAUUGUUGUGGUUUGCCAAAUGCAAAAAAAAAAAAAAAAAAAACAUAUAAAACACAUUAUUGGCAUGAUAUAUUGGCCAUUUGCCAGUCUGCUUUCCAGUUGGCAUUGAUUAUUGAAAAACAUUAUCAGUCAACCAAAGCUGUGGAUGACUGUUUUAUCUGACAUUAGUGUAUGACUGGUAUGACAGAUAAUAUCAAAUUCCCAUUAUCAGGUCUGUGUACAGUUUCAAAGUUUUACAUAUGUCCUGCCUAUUAAUAGGAAGGAGGAAGACUAAAUAACCUUUACUGCAGCUAAUGAUUGGGCUUCACUUUUAGGGAGCUGUUGUGCUGUCCAUCUUUUAAUACAGUUUGAGAUAUACAGUUGGCAACAGUGAUGAAGUCUACAUUCACACACUUCACAUGUUUUUAUUCUAACACACUUGUUUGUCAACUGAUGAUUGCAUGUCUAAGUAAGAUUCAGUUGUCUAUGUGUUUGUCAAUGAUUGUGUGAGUAUGUGGUUAGUUUCAUAAUAUUUAAGAGACAUUAUUUUAAAUUGGCAUAUAAACUUAUUGGCUUUGUCAUUUGGAUGAAGAUUUACAUCAAUGUCAUCUUUACAAAGCAGCAAAAAGAAAAGUAUUUUGGACUCUAGUUGUGAGUUUGUGUUUUAAAAUGAGUUUUGUAUCCGUUGUUUGUAAUUUAAUUUUUGAGAAUUGUCUAAUCAUAGGGUGCAGUGUCGAACAUAUCCAUGCUGCAAAACAGAAAACAUUCAACAUUACCUCAAAUCUUCCUGAGAUAAACCCUUAGUUACAUCCCCUGCUUAAAUCCACAUCUAGUAACUGUAGAAAUGUUAGUAUCAGAAUCGAACGUGUGAAAGAUUCAUGUCUAGGGUUUUAAGUUAUGCUGUGUCCCUGAUGUGACCUUUACUGUCGACACAGCAGUUCCUGGAUAAGCCUGAGGAUGUUCUUCAAAAGCACCAGGCCAGCAUCAACGAGCUGAAGAGAGCUCUGAGGCAGCCUAACAGCAAGAUGGCCCAGAGGGAGAAACGCCUCUCCUCCAAUACUCCUCCAGGAGGAACCCCUGAGCGCAAACCAGUAAGAAUCAGAUCCCAUAUCCACAUUGUAAAACCUAUGAACUCACUUUUUCUUUAUAAACAUUGUAGAGGGUUGUUCAAUCCCUUUCUACCCUGUCCUGUCUUUUGCAUUCUUGGUUCAAAUGUGAUCCCACUGAGGCCAAAUAAAGACCAGAACACCUGAAAACAUCAGAUUUUGCACAGUCAAAGGCCCCCAACCAUGGUUGCUGUUUUGCCAUUUGCCACAUUUGAGAGGAGGGAGAUGAAAUGGCAAUUUGAGGAGUGUAGUGUAACUAGCUAGGCUAACACAACUGUCUACUCUAUGUCAACUUAGGCGACCGGUGGUGCCAAAUUGAUUGACAAGCAGGAUGCUUAUGAGGGAGCGCUGGAUAUUUACUCUAAUAUGGAAAAGAGUAAGACCUCUCCUGCCAGUAGAGAAAUGUUCUCUGUGGCUCCUUGGACUGACACAAAUAUGAGCAGAGACUCUUUAAAACCUAAACCAGGAACAGCGCCGAAACCAGAAAAAGACCUUAUGACUUCAGGGUACGAUUCAGUAACCAACGGACAUCACUAUGAUUCUAUGUUCACGAGGAAUAUCGUUCAACAAAAUGGAUUUGGAUCUCCAUCUGACCAAGAAAGGAAUGCAGCAAUAUACCCAGGAGAUGUGAGACAGAGUCAGUAUGAGCAUGAUGUUUAUCGCGAGAGACCGAAGAACUUUGAGACUCCGAUGGCUGUGGAUCCUUUCCCGAAGGGCAAAGAGGGUAGAAGUGAGAGUGACACCAGGCACAGUGAGAGUUGGAAAAUAAAAGACCAGAGUCCUAUGGGAGCAAAAGACUUCAGCAAAACACAAAACUCACACUCGGAAGUCACCAAAAUAGUUCCUCUCAAGCCACAGAGAUCAAAGAAGUCUUUGAAUAAGGAGAACAAAGGUGUAAACCCUCAAACUCAAAGUGGCGUCUUUGGUGUACAGACUGGGGACGUACAGAUGACAGAAUCAAAAGACAGAUCUUGUGAAGUAGGAAGAAGAGCGGAUGAUUAUACUGUACUGCAAUCUGCCACAGAUGUUGUCAAGGAAAAUACAGGGGCCGCAAAAUAUUGGGGUGAAGCCACAGUGUCUUAUCCUCAGCAAACCGUGCUACAUCAACAGAUUAAGAAGGAGCUGCUCGGACAACAGGAGCUGACUUACAGCAGAGGUACAGUGGGAAACAGUCAGUGGAUGGAUCAUUUUCAAAACAGCUCAGACUUUAAAGAAAAUCUUCCCUCUGGCUCCAAAUUUCCAACAGCUCCUCCCCGAAGUCUUCCCCUCAAAACGCAGUGGUCCAGAGACAGACAAGGCAACAUGGACAACAGCCACAUCCACUACCGGACGACCAGCCAAGAAACAGCCAACAAGAGGAAGCAAGCGGUAAAACAUCAGCCCCCCUAACCUGUUUGUUCAUCAUCGGAAAGUAAAACAUUGCAUGAGCUUCAGGCGAUGUCGUGCAACUCUUGUUUUAACCAUCUAAAAAAAAAAAAAAAAUCACGCACACACAUUCUUCAGAACUCAUGUAUGAGAAAGCAAAAGUUCACCUUCUUCCUCCGCAUCGCAUCAUUGGCCCAGAGAUCUUUUUGCUUUCCGUUGUUCCCUUCUCCACAGCGCUUGACAUCUGCUUGGCCAUUUCAGAACGCUGCGGGCCUUUUAAGCAAAGUUCACAAUGCUUAUAAGCUUCAGGCGUCCCCUUUUUAUCCCACCUUAACUUGUCACGUUAACACCUGGUCUCUCCUUCCAACAUCCUCACAGGAUUAAGGUGGCUGCUGUUGCAAGGAGCACAAGACCUUUCCACCAUUUUCCUUUGAAACCUCUUUUUUCACCUGAUUUAAAUCCUCUUUAUAAAUGUCUAAGGAGGGCAUUUGGGUCAAAUGUUCUGCCUUGGCACCUCUGUAGCAGCAGCAGAAAAUGAAAAAGGUGAUGAGAUGUAAUCACAGGCUGCAGAGAUGCCAAACCUCUUCAGGGCUCAGGCAUUCAUAUGAUGCACUUACAAAUAUGAAUACCUCUUUCCUGCAAGGGCUUUUGAAAAAUCAAACCUUUCAGUGCAUGGCAUUACCAUUGCACUUGCAGUCAUUCUUGAUUAUGUCAGUUUCUGAAAUAUACCUGACUAUAUUUGCAUGCUUCUGACUCUAGCCUUAAGCCUUACAGUAUGUGAGAAUUCUCAUGUGUGUAUUUAUUGAGGAAGUUGAACAUAAGCCUGGAGCCCUGAAACUGUAAACACUUGAUGCAUCAGGUGUUUACAUUUCAAAUAUAAUGAUGCUGUGAGCUCCACCUUGUACAAAUGUACUUAGUUUAAGUGAUGAGAGCAUUCAGACACGGGUUCUCUGCAGCGAGAAGUCACAUCAAAGCAGUGACAAAGAAAUCCCUGAUCCAGUCUUUCCUGUCACUCCCACAGAGGCACAGAAAUUGUUUUGGGAAUUUUCAUGAACGAGUGUUUUAUUUGUUUUAUAAUAAUGCUUCAAAGCUGUUUGUUUUUUCUUUAAUCUACAGGAGACACCUCCAACACCUGCGAUUCAUGAGGAGCCUCUCAACGAAGCUUCUGUAAGUCAUCUCUAAGCUCUUUAAGCUUGGAUUUGUUUCUCCUUUUUUUUAACAAAUCCUUUGGAAAGCAGCGUACAAACUGUUCUUAGUUCUACAACAUAUUUUUCAUCAAGAUGUGCGAUUUUGUUUGAAGGCAUUAUGUGGAGACAUAUCUUGACAUUUUGGUUUUCAUUUAAAAAUCUGUUAUGAGUACAUCAUGAGCAUUUGAUUUUUGGAGUGGUUUCAUCAUGUCAUUACAAAUCAGAGUUUUUUUCACACUUUUAAAAUUCUUGCUUUGAUUUGAAGUUAAUGGACAUCAUAAAUGAUCAAAUCUGACAUAAAGGUCACAUUUCUCCAUGAAGCUAUCCUCUUGUAGCUCAUUUUAAAUUCUUCAGUAAUGUUACAAAUGUGCUCUCUUCGCACAGAGGGAACCAUGGGAGAGACGCCUUGGCUCUGUCUCAGAGGAUGACCAGGACCACGAGAUCCUGUACCUGAAAGAAACUCACCUGGGCAUUGAGCGCAAGUGUUCCAGCAUCACCGUGAGCUCCACGUCCAGCUUGGAGGCUGAAGUGGAUUUCACUGUCCUCACAGACCUGCAAACCGGCAUGGAGGAGUUCUCCAGGGGAAUGUCAGAGCUAGGAGACAGAGAUCUGUCACCUGAUGGUGGUCUGUGCUUUGGCAUUGACCUGCUCCAGCAUCAGCAGCAGCAGCAGCAGCCGCAGCAGCAAGGCCCUUCUGAGACACCUCCUCCACUAGUGUCAGCUCCCAUGUCUCGGGGAGCCAGCAGCAGCCCUCCAGCCAAACACAUCCAGGCUGAAGAAGUCCGACAGGAGGUCAAACGGCCUGAUGUGCAGGUAAUGUGGCAAAAAAAUUCAAUUUUUAGUGUGAAGAAAGCAAAUCCAGGCUUCUACCAUGGUGGUUCUCAAGUCCAGUCCUCGAGGCAGACUGUCCCGCAUUUUUUGGAUGUUUUCCUGCUCCAACACACCUGGUUCAAAUGAUCAGCUCGUUAUCAAGCUCUGUAAUGGCUUAAUAACGAGCUGAUCAUUUGAAUCAGGUGUGUUGGAGCAGGGAAACAUCCAAAACAUGCAGGACAGUGGGCCUGGAGGACUGGACUUGACAACCACUGUAUCUACCAUUAUAGUUUGCAUGUUUCAGGAAAGUAAGAGGAUGCAUCCAUAUUUUCAGGGGUCUAAAAAUAUGCUUGUGUAAGUGUUUUAUGUCAAUAGCUCAGCUUGAUUUUAACUUAAGGGGGAUAGAAAAUAAAGAAUAAAGAGUGAAUGCAAAGUUUGGAGAAACAACAGCAAUUCAAACUGGAUUUCUUUCCAGCACUUCUUUCCCAUGAUAAUAGUGCCACCAGACUUUCUAUAUUUGAGCGUGAUGACAGGUCGCCAAAGCUGUUGAUUAGUCGGUGCAGGUUUUAUUUACAAGCUUCAGUUUGUGUGUGCAGUAGUUGGUUCGUGUGGAUGUGAAGGAAUCAUACCAAAAUAGAGCAGUCAAAAAAAAUGUCACUGUGCUUUACGGGGAAAAAUGUGAGUGUGAUCACAGGAAAAGUGUGAGACAGAAUUUUUACAAGGUGUUCUCUGUGUCAGCUGUGACUCUGUCCAUGUAAGGUUUGCGAUUGUAAAAAAGUGUUAGUGGUUGCAGACGUAGUGACAGGCAAUGUGACAAGAGCUCUCAAUCUGGCAGUCUGUGAUAUUUCUUCAGCUGUUUUUUUUCUCUCACUGUAGCCGGUCGUACCCAAAAAACCAAAGAGGUCCGUUCCAGUGUCUUCGUCUAUAGACAGAGAGCAGCCUUACAGAGAAGCCGGCCGCAUCUCUGCCACCACACCACUGAGCAGAGAGGCCAGCGAUGUCAUGCCCACUCCGGCUGUGAGGAAGACGGAUGUUCGGACAGAGACUCAGCCCAAUGGGUCAGAGGUCACCACGACCAUUGUGGAGUUCACUGAUCAGGUAAACAGAAAUAUGACAAGAUCAAAAAGAAAAUCUGAAGUUUUUUAAAAACAAAAGCCUAAAAACAAUAAAUUUGUCUCUUUCAGGAUCAUGGUAUCAGCAGUCUAAGUGAAGUUUCUUACUCUACGAGGCAGAGUGUUUCCCCUGUGAGUACAAAAUAAAAAGGACCUAUCCAAUUUUAACUCAACCUGCAGCUCACUCCUUCUUGCACUCUGGGGAUUAAACCUACUUAACACACAAAGACCACAGAGUCUAGAAACAUGUGCCCGACUGGGUGUGCUCAGAUAUCUCUGAGGAAUUUUAGUUUGACUUGUAUUCCAAUAUUUUUGCAAACGUGCGUUUGUGUUUACAGUACUUCCCUGAUGCCACAGCUGUUCUCCUUCCCCAGGUGCACAUGAGCAGUCUUGGAAGAGAAACAACGGGGUCGCCAAUCCUUGUCACUGAGAAUGUUACCUCGGCAACCACUCACGUCAGCAAGGUAAAGAGGGCUGAGCAGAACUUGGAAAGCUUAAGUUUAAAUCAGGAAAACGUGGACUCAUAUCUUCUGUAACUGGAAGUGCUUCUGACAUCUACUUAAAGAAAAGCUUUGUGUGUUGCAGACAGUGAAAGGAGGAUACUCAGAGACCAGGAUUGAGAAGAGGAUUAUAAUUACAGGAGACGAUGAUGUGGACCAGGAACAGGUGAGUUGAACUGAACAGAUAAAUUAGGAUAAACAGUUAAGACCAGAGGGAUCAGAGAAGUUUUGAUUUGAUUCAUAGAGUACCAUUUCUAAUACCUCAUCCUGAUUGUACGUGUUUUUAUGAAUUUGGCAUUGGAGCUUUUGAAACACUUUUCAGCCCAGGACCCUAAAAUAAUGCUGCCUGUCAGAGACUUAUGACCUCUCCUGUCUCUUGAGGUGGUCUAACAAUGCUCGCAACUACGCACACACUUUUAGGCUGAUCCAAAAACAGACAUUUGAACAUCACAAAAGAACACAAUAGGCAAACAUAUUAUUUUAAAAUAAUUUUAAAGGAUUUUAAGCUUACUUCAAGUCGUCUUAUGUCAAAGAAAAAUUACUGGCUUAACUAGGUGCACAUAAUAUCACUGUAUCCUGUGCAGCUGUAAACUGACCUGCUGAAAGUGUUACCCAUAAUGAUCUGAGAAUAAAAAUAACAGUAAAAAAUUAAAAUGAAAUAAAAACUAAAAUUUAAAACAAAAAAAAACAGUUAUUCUUAUAUCACUGUUUCUUGUGCAGCUGUAAACUGACAUUUUGAAAGUGUUACCCGUAAUAAUGUGUCAAACGCUCCUAAGAAGUCACACGGUAACAAUGUAGAAUACAGAUGAAAAUUUCAGAUACAUGUAUUAUUGUGAAUAAACAUUACAAUAGCUCAAGAAAUGUGCUCAUUAGUGUGAUAUUGAAUGUCUUUCAGUAGGUAUCUUAUAUUUGAGGUUUUGCAUACUAGUUCAGUCUACAUAAAUCUCCCAAUCACAAGAAAAAAAUUAACAAAGAAAAAAAAAAUCCCGGGAAUGAACAAUGUUGUACAAUUUUUCACUAUUCCACAAAAUGUUUGGAAAUGUACCCACUAUCUUAGAAAUUUAAAGAUCCUAAAAAAUGUAAAUGUGUUGGUAAAAAAAACAAGCUUGUUUCGGGUUUUAUCUGCUUCUGAAGACAAAUGAGCGCCCUGCACUGAAGUUGUGCAGAAUUGUCUUAUAUUUUAAAAAAAGGGGCUUUACCUGAAACAUAUCAAUUAAAUGCAAACCUAAAGAAGAGUAAUGGAUUCUCUCCUGUGGUCUGUUUUUCCUCUCAGGCUCUGGCUAUAGCAAUCCAGGAAGCCAGGCAGCAGCAUCCUGACAUGCAGGUGACCAAGGCAGUGGUUGUCAGGGAAACAGAAUCGUCCACAGACGAUCGACACGGCGCAUCAGAGGUACAGGUGCCAUCUUGACUCCAGGAGAUAAUAUCUGGCCAAGAUUUAGCCUCACAAACCCAACCUUUGAGGGAUUUAAGGCUGACUCCUGUCUCUCUUCUUUUGCCCAUCAGUUGUGA